This is a messenger RNA of Tachysurus vachellii, 88194 nucleotides long. It is a transcript of the gene ttn.1, whose product is annotated as titin, tandem duplicate 1. Gene Ontology annotation, molecular function: protein kinase activity; ATP binding; protein binding. Gene Ontology annotation, biological process: protein phosphorylation. The coding region runs from base 112 to 87147 and encodes 29011 amino acids. The record is from RefSeq and is a predicted model, not a curated record. The transcript has 214 exons. Lineage: Eukaryota; Metazoa; Chordata; Actinopteri; Siluriformes; Bagridae.
CUUGGAUAUUCUGGAAACAUACUGGAUAAAAGGAUUGUUGCUGAGGCAGUAGCCUUCUGGGCACAGUCCCAUCAGUUAUAGGCACCAUUGUAAUCCAAGGUGCCUACUAUCAUGACAACACAGGCGCCAACAUUUACACAACCGCUUCAAAGCGUUGUGGCACUUGAGGGUAGUGCUGCAACCUUUGAAGCUCAAGCUAGUGGUAAUCCAGUUCCUGAGGUGAGCUGGUUUCGUGAUGGCCAGGUUCUUUCUACUGCCGCUCUGCCCGGCGCUCAGAUCUCGUUCAGCGAAGGCCGCGCUGUUCUGAAGAUCCCCGCCGUGACAGCCGCACACAGUGGAAGAUUUUCUGUAAGAGCCACCAAUGGAGCUGGACAAGCCACUAGCACUGCUGAACUCCUGGUUACAGCGGAAACUGCGCCCCCAACCUUUAUUCAGAGAUUGCAAAGCAUAACUGUGCAACAAGGAAAACAAGUGAGACUGGACGUCCGUGUGACAGGAAUCCCUACACCUGUGGUGAAGUUUUACAGAGAGGGAGCUGAGAUUCAGAGCUCAGCUGACUUUCAGAUUGUUCAAGAUGGAGACCUUUACAGUUUGUUGAUUGCCGAGGCUUUUCCUGAAGACUCUGGUACAUACUCAGUUAUUGCCUCCAACAGCAGUGGACGUGCCACUUCGACUGCAGAACUACUGGUUCAAGGCGAAGAAGUUGAAGUGCCUGCUAAGAAGACUAAGACAGUUGUUUCAACUUCUCAGAUUUCUCAGAGCAAGGUGGAAAAGAAAGUGGAGGCCCAUUUUGAAUCAUCAGCCAUGAUAGAAAUGCAAAUGGAGGGGGGGACUGAGAUUGAACAUUUGGCUCACAAGACACCCCCUCGUGUGCCUGGAAAACCAACCUCAAUGUCCCCACCACCAGCUUCAGCAGUUUCAAAGGUUGCAGCUGCUCGCCACCAGUCACCUUCCCCUGUAAGACAUGUUAAGGCUCCAACCCCCACACCUGUGAGGCCUGGGUCCCCGACUUCAAGAGUGUCUGUGUCCCCAAUCAGACCUGUGAAGUCUCCUUUAACCACACGCAAGUAUGUCACACAGGCUGCUGAUGUUCUGCCUCCAUGGAAGCAGGAAGGCUAUGUAGCAGAUUCCAGCUAUACUACUAUGUCUGCUGGAUCCACAUAUGUACAGUCCUCUUCCACACAUGUCCAAAAAGAACAGUGGGAAGGCUCUUUUGCCAUGCAGCAACAGAUCAGUGGAGCAAUUAUCAAAGAGGUCGUGGAGGCUGCAAUGAUCCCUUCACACAUGCAAGUGCAAGUGAUGCCACCAACAGUUGUGGCUUGCUUGAAGAACCUGACUGUUACUGAAGGAGAGUCCGUGACACUGGAGUGCCAGAUCUCAGGCCACCCCACACCAGGCAUUAUGUGGUUCAGAGAGGACUACAGAAUUGAAAACUCUAUUGACUUCCAGAUCACAUAUGAGCAAGGAUAUGCCCGUUUAGUGAUCCGUGAGGCUUUUGCUGAGGAUAGUGGACGUUUCACUUGCACUGCAACAAACGAGGCUGGAACAAUCAGCACCUCCUGCUACCUGCUUGUGCAAGUCUCUGAAGAAAUUGAGAGUCGGGAGGAUCUAACUGCUGUUUCUGAACAUGUCGAAGUAUCAAUGCAAGAAAGACUGAUUGCAGCUGAAGCCAGACAAGAGACCAGGUCAGAAAUCAGUGCUGUAUCUGAAUCUGUGGACACUGGAGCAGCUGUGGCUCCAUUCUUUGUGAGUAAGCCCACAGUGCAGAAACUGGUAGAAGGUGAUAGCAUCGUCUUUGAAUGCCAGAUCGGAGGUAGUCCUAAACCUCACAUCUACUGGAAAAAGAAUGGAAUUCCACUCACUACUGGAUACAGAUAUAAAGUUGCUUACAAUAAAGAAACUGGUCAAUGCAAAUUGGAGAUUUCUAUGACAUUUUCUGAUGAUGCUGGAGAAUACGUAGUAUUUGCCAGGAACAAGCUUGGAGAGGCAUCUGCAUCGGCUGUGCUGCUUAAUGAAGAGGCAUAUGAAGCUUACAUAAAAGAACAUGAAGUAACAUAUAAGACUGAAGUGACAACAGUAGUGGAGCCCAGAGUUGGAGAUGUACCACCAGUAUUUACAAAUGAACUUGAAAAAGAGCAGUUACUCAUUCAGAGGAAAAUGGCUAAACAAACACAAAUGAUGCAAUCAUUCACCUCUGAACAGGAGUUUCAGAUAUCUUCUGUUGAGCAGAGGUUCAUGUAUGAGAUUGAGUGUCAUCUUCUUAAGAUUACCUACCAAAAAUUGCUGGCUGAUGAUGGGGAGCAGAUGGACAUGACAAUUUCAGAGCAUGAGUGUGAAUUCCCAGUUUUUAACACUCCAGUGAAAAAUUACAAGCUCAGGGAAGGAAUGAGUGCUACACUGCACUUUAAAAUGACAGGAACACCACUUCCUAAGAUUGCAUGGUAUAAAGAUGGCAAACGCCUAAGACACGGAGAACAUUAUCAAAUGGAGGUUCUUAAAGAUGGUAGAGCCAGUCUACGUCUUCCUGUGGUGCUGCCAGAGGAUGAGGGAAUCUACACUGCUUUGAUUAGCAACAUUAAGGGUAAUGCUGUCAGCUCUGGCAAGCUGCAUGUGGAAUUAGCUGAUUCAGUGGUACAGCCACGGUACCGUCAACCAGAAACAGCUCAGAGAUUCAGAUCCACUUCACCACGCUCUACCAGUCGUUCUCCUGCUCGCAGACUGGAUGAGACUGAUGAAGCCCAACUUGAAAGGCUUUAUAAGCCUGUAUUUAUCACAAAGCCUUCUUCCUUUAAGUGCUCUGAGGGUCAAACUGCAAGAUUUGAUCUGAAAGUUGUAGGAAGGCCCAUGCCUGAAACUUACUGGUUCCAUAACGGACAACAAGUGGUAAAUGACUAUACUCACAAGAUUGUGGUAAAGGAAGAUGGAACCCAGUCAUUGAUUGUGGUUCCGGCUAUGCCUCAUGACUCUGGAGAAUGGACAGUUGUUGCUCAAAACAGAGCUGGAAAAACCUCUGUUUCUAUGACUCUCUCUGUUGAAGCUAAGGAAAACUUGGUGAGACCCCAAUUUGUUGAGAAGCUGAAGAACAUUAGUGUUAAAACAGGCAGCUUGGUUGAGUUGGCGGUUAAAGCAAUCGGCUCACCUCUUCCUGACAUUGUUUGGUUGAAGAACAGUGACAUCAUCACCCCACAGAAGCACCCACACAUCAGAAUUGAGGGUGGUAAAGGGGAGGCUUCUUUCAAGAUCCCCCAGACUUCUGGAUCUGAUAGUGCAUGGUACACUGCUACAGCUAUUAACAAAGCUGGCCGAGAUACUACUCGCUGCAAAAUCAAUGUUGAAGUGGAGGCAGCCGGACCUCAGCCAGAGAGAAAGCUUAUUAUUACUAAAGGAACUUACAAAGCUAAGGAAAUUGCUGCACCGGAGUUGGAGCCACUGCAUCUUCGUUAUGGUCAGGAACAAUGGGAGGAGGGUGACCUUUAUGACAAGGAGAAGCAACAGAAACCUCAGUUCAAAAAGAAACUGACAUCUGUCAGACUAAAGCAGUUUGGUCCUGUACAUUUUGAAUGCAGACUUACGCCUAUUGGUGAUCCCACAAUGAUUGUCGAGUGGCUGCACGAUGGUAAGCCCCUGGCAGCUGCUAACAGACUACGUAUGGUCAAUGAGUUUGGAUACUGCAGUCUCGACUAUGAAGCUGCUUAUGCCAGAGACAGUGGUGUCAUCACAUGCAGAGCUACCAACAAGUAUAGUGUUGACCAGACCUCAGCCACAUUGAUUGUGAAAGAUGAGAAGAGCCUUGUUGAGGAAAGUCAGUUGCCUGAGGGUAGGCGGGGACAGAGAAUAGAUGAAAUUGAGCGUAUUGCCCAUGAGGGAGGUCCUACUGGAGUUACUGGAGAUGAAACAACAGAGAAAACUAAGCCUGAGAUUGUACUGCUUCCAGAGCCCAUUAGAGUACUGGAGGGAGAAACUGCUAAAUUCCGUUGUAGAGUAACUGGAUACCCAACCCCCAAAGUCAACUGGUACCUGAAUGGACAGCUUAUUCGCAAGAGCAAAAGAUUCAGGCUACAGUAUGAUGGCAUUCACUACCUUGAGAUUGUGGACUGCAAGUCUUAUGAUUCAGGAGAUGUGAAGGUUACGGCAGAGAACCCUGAAGGUGUCAUUGAGCAUGUUGUGAAGUUUGAGAUUCAACAAAGGGAGGACUUCCGAGCAGUUCUGCGUCGGGCCCCAGAAAUUAAGCCUCCUCCAACUGUUCAAGAGCAUGGAAGGGUGUCCUUUGAGGUUAUUAAACCAGAGAAGUCCUCAGAAAUCUCUAAAGAGUCAAAAGAGGUGGUAAAGUUGAAGAAAGCAGAGAGGGUAAUUCAUGAGAAAUUAACUGAGGAAUCCGAAGAGCUGAGAAGCAAAUUUAAACGCAGAACCCAGGAAGGCUACUAUGAGGCAAUUACUGCAGUUGAACUAAAGUCCCGUAAGAGAGAUGAGUCCUAUGAAGAUAUGCUUAGGAAGAGCAAAGAUAAACUCCUUCAUCAUACCAAAGAACUAACUGAGGCUGAAAAGAAAAGGGAAGAAGAGGAACAUAAACUCACCAUUCCCAAAAUCAAACCAGACAGAAUAGUACUUUCACCAAGUAUGGAGGCUCCAAAAAUUCUGGAGCGUAUUCAGAGUCAGACAGUCGCCCAAGGAGAUGAAGUACGCUUCCAUUGCAGAGUAGCUGGUAAACCAGAUCCAGAAUGCCAGUGGUUCAAAAAUGGAGUUUUGCUGGAAAAAACAGAGCGAAUUUAUUGGUACUGGCCCGAGGACCAUGUCUGUGAACUGGUCAUUAGAGAUGUGUCCACUGAAGAUUCUGCUAGUAUCAUGGUCAAGGUUAUGAACAUUGCAGGAGAGACCUCAAGCCAUGCAUUCUUACUGAUUCAAGGAAAACAAGUUCUAUCAUUUACCCAAAUGCUAGAAGAUCUAUAUGCCAAAGAAAAAGAUACCAUGAUGACCUUCGAAUGUGAGACCAAUGAGCCCUUUGUCAAGGUCAAAUGGCUGAAGAACAAUGCAGAGAUUUUCUCUGGAGACAAGUACAGGAUGCACUCUGACAGAAAGGUGCAUUUUAUGUCUGUACUGAUCAUCAACAUGAGUGAUGAAGCAGAGUAUAGUUGUGUAAUUGCUGAUGAUGACAACAUAAGAACAACUGCAAGACUUCAUGUUGAAGGUUCACCACUUGAAAUUUUGAAGAAUCUUGAGAAUACAGAAGUACCAGAGUCAUAUGCAGGGGAGUUUGAGUGUGAAGUGUCCCGUGAAGAUGCUGAGGGCACUUGGUACUUUGAGAACAAAGAAAUAACUCCUAGUCUAAAAUAUAUUUUGUCCUCACGCCGUGGUCGCCACAGCCUAUCUGUUAAAGAUGUGAAAAAAGAGGACCAAGGCAAAUACACUUUCAAAGUGGGUGAUUUUGAGACAAGUGCUUCCCUAAAGAUGAAGUUGCGUCCAGUUACAUUGAUACAAGGCCUGUCUGAUUUGACAAUCUGUGAGGGGGAUAUUGCCCAGCUGGAGGUACGAUUCUCUCAGGAAAAUGUGGAGGGAACUUGGAUGAAGAAUGGUCAGGCCAUCUCUGCCACAGAUAGAAUACAUAUUGUAACUGACAAACUAAACUAUAAGCUUCUAAUUGAAGACGCUAAUAAAGAUGACACUGGAACGUAUUCCUUUGUUGUCCCCAACCAAGACAUUUCCACAAGUGGAAAGCUAAUUGUUCAAGCUAUUGACUUUUUGAUACAAUUAAAGGACAUUUCUUCAGUAGAGGGUACAAAGUCUGUUUUUGAGGCCAAGAUUACUGCAGCUGAUGUAAGCUCAGUGAAAUGGUAUCAUAACGAAGAACUGGUGAUACCCAAUGACAGAAUACAAAUGGUUGCAAAAGGUUCUAAACAACGUCUAGUGUUAAACAGGACCUAUGCUUCUGAUGAAGGACAAUAUAAGAUGGCUGUAGGUCGUGUUGAAUCAACAUGUAACCUGACAGUUCAAGGAAUCAGCAUUGUAAAGCACAUGGAGGACCGUGUUUGUACGGAGACUCAAAAUGUCACAUUUGAGGUUGAAGUAUCUCAUCCUGGAAUUGAUGUUCUCUGGACAUUUAAGAAUCAACCUCUAAAGGUUGGUCCUAAGUACAAAAUUGAGAGCAAAGGUACCCAUUAUAGCCUCACUGUCCUUAAUGCCAUGAAGGAUGAGGAGGGAGAGUAUGUCUGUGCUGCUGGCGAGAAGAAAUCUAGUGCAAAACUUAUUGUUUCAGGUGGUGCCAUAAGCAGACCACUUUGUGAUUUGACAGUAGCAGAGUCCCAGACAGCUAUAUUAGAGUGUGAAGUUGCAAGUGCCUCUGCUGAGGGAAAGUGGCUUAAGAACGGGCAACCUGUUGACUUCAGUGACAAUGUCAGGAGUGAACAGAAUGGGACUGUGAGAAGUCUUGUCAUUGCUAUCACUAGACCACAAGAUAUUGGAGAGUACACAUACCAAGUUGCAAACUCUAAGACAUCUGCCAGUCUGAAGGUUGAAGCUGUUAAGAUAAAAAAGACCAUGAAGAACCAAACUGCGAUUGAGACACAAGAGGCUGUGUUCAGCCUUGAACUCACUCAUUUGGAUGUGAAAGGGUCCCAGUGGAUCAAAAAUGGAGUUGAAAUCCUUCCGAGUGACAAAUAUGAAAUCAGAGUAGAUGGUACGGUUCACACGCUGAAAAUUAAAAAUUGUAACACCCAGGAUGAAUCUGUUUACGGCUUCAAACUCGGAAAGCUCUCUGCGAAUUCUAGACUCAAUGUUGAGACUAUCAAAGUUGUGAAGAAGCCUAAGGAUGUAACAUCAUUGAUUGGUGGCACUGCCUCAUUUGAACUGAGCCUAUCACAUGAUGACAUUCCUGUUAAGUGGAUGUUUAAGAACCAAGAACUCAAGCCAAGCUUAAAUAUUAAGAUACUCUCAGAAAGAAAAGCCCACAAGCUGGUUAUUCAGAGUGUGGAAGAGAGCAUGGCAGGAGAAUAUAUUGCUGUCAUUGGACAUUUGCAGAGUAAUGUACACCUACAUAUUGAAUCUUUGAGGGUCACAAAGCCCAUGAAGAAUAUUGAGAUUCCAGAAACUCAAGUGGCCACAUUCGAAUGUGAAGUUUCACAUUUUAAUGUCCCAUCCAUAUGGCUGAAAAAUGGAGUUGAGAUUGAAAUGAGUGAGAAGUUCGCAAGUGUGGUGCAGGGAAAGCUCCACCAACUGAAGAUCAUGAAUGCUACCAUAGAUGAUGCUGCAGAAUAUACAUUUGUAUGUGGAAAUGAUGGCGUCUCUGCAGAACUGACCGUUAGCCCCAUUCAGAUCACCUCCACGCUCAAAGACCUCAGUGCUCAAGAAAAGGAUACCAUUACAUUUGAAGUAACUGUUAAUUAUGAGGGCAUCACCCACAAGUGGCUGAAGAAUGGUGUAGAGAUUAGAUCCACUGACAGAUGCCAGACUCGUUCAAGACAGAACACUCACUCUCUCACCAUCCGCAAUGUGCACUUUGGGGACAGUGCAGAGUACAUGUUUGUGGCAGGAUCUGCUCAGACAUCAGCAAAACUGUUUGUUGAGGCUCGUGUCAUUGAGUUUACAAAACACAUCAAAGAUAUCAAGGUCACUGAGAAGAAAAAGGCCAUCUUUGAAUGUGAACUUUCUGAGCCCAAUGUUCAAGUCACAUGGAUGAAAGAUGGGCAGGAACUUGAAUUAUCUGACAGAUAUAAAGCUACAACAGACAAAUGCAUUCAGCGUUUGAUGAUCCAGAGCAUUCGCACGUCUGAUGGUGGCGAAUACACUGUGGUUGCUGGUUCAAGCAUUUCCAAGGCUCACCUUACAGUAGAGGGAAAGGAUGUUCACAUCUCUGAGCCUGCUGAGAAAGAAAUAAGGGUGGUUGAGAAACAAAGAGCCACUUUUGAGUUUGAAGUCAGUGAGGAUGAUAUUGAAGGACGCUGGCUGAGAAAUGGUGUUGAGAUCCAGUUCUCUCAAGAAAAGCGUUGCAAUUACGUAACUAUCAGAAAGGUGCAUCGUUUGACAAUUGCUGAAACUUACCAGAGUGAUGCUGGGGAAUACACUUUUAUUGCUGGAAAGAACAGGAGCACAGUGAAUCUACAUAUCAGCAUUCCUGAGCCUCCUCAGAUCAUCAGGCAUAUGGAGCCUUUGUCUGUUGAGGCUGGCAAACCUGCACGCUUCUCUGUGGAAGUGACUGGCAUCCCUCAGCCCCAGGUCUCCUGGUAUAAGAACUCUCAGGCAUUAUCUUCUGGAUUCAAGUGCAAGUUCCAGAGUGAAGGAAAUGAACACACUUUGUUGCUCAUUGAAGUCUUUCCAGAGGAUGCAGCUCAGUACACCUGUGAAGCCAGAAAUGACUUUGGUCAGGCCACCAGCUCAGCUGUACUCAAUGUAGAAGUCUCCGAAGUGGUUUCUCCAGAUGUCGGCGUUCCAGUAUCCCCACCAGUGAUAAGCUCUCCUAUACAUGAUGUAUCUAUUGAAGAGGGAGAGUCUACCAGUUUCCAGUGCCAUGUCUCAGGAGAGGAUCACAGUAUGAAAACCAUAACUAGGCAAAGUGUAUCAAGCAAUGAAGUAUCUCUUUCGGAGGAAAUCACUUCUCACAACUUGACUGAGACUCAUUCUUCUUCCACUGUUCAAACAUUUGAAAUGGUAUCCACUGUAGAAAAAUGUACAACCUCUGUAAAAAGCAUCAAGGUCCAACAACACAUGUCUUCAUUGGAAGAAUAUUCCAGCAAACCUGCUUUAACUUUGAAAAUGAAUGACCUCAUAGUCAGCCUGGGUGAAAUGGCUCAAUUCAACUGCUCUUUUACUGGGGAGCCUCUUACUGAAAUUGUAUGGGACCAUAAUGGAAGGACACUCACAAAUACAGAGAGAGUACAAUGUAUGGAUCAUGGAGGGCUCUUGUCUCUUAUCAUACUGAAUGUGCAACUCGCAGACGAAGGAAGUUACCGAUGUACUGUCAAAAAUGAAAAUGGAGAGAAUCGAACAUCUGCACGGCUCAUGGUAGAAGCUAAAGAAGCAAACCCCAAAGCAGAAACCCCCAUCCCUUCUGACUCUGUCAGUAAAUCUUCUAAAAGUGAAAAUGAGUCCAGUGCAAAGAUAUCUGACAAAGAAAAACAAGAGUACAUGCAGAGCAUUGGACCAUUAAAUACCUCCUCCCUGGGAGCAAGCUGGCAGAUACGUAAACAGUACUACCCUGAUGUGGUACCCUUGGUGGAUCAUGUUAUAUAUGACUCGAUUCAGCCAGAGUUUCUUACGAAACUACCCCAAGAAAUCAUUGCAAAGCAGCAAGACAAUGUCUCUCUUUAUUGUAUAAUGAAAGGAAUCCCCUCUCCAUAUGUGAUCUGGCUACACAACCAGUUGAUGGUUGAAGAGUCACGGUCGUACUCACUGAAGCACGAUGGACCCUUGUGCUGCUUAAAUGUAAUGAACAUUGGUCAAAGUGAAGGAGGCACUUACACAUGCAAAAUAAUCAAUGCUGCAGGGGACAAUGAGUGCAGCACCCAACUCAGGGUUAAGACAGUUCCAAGGGUGGAGGAAUCCUCAUAUGUGGAAGAAGUCAAAGAUCUUUCUAGCAUGGCUGUGUAUAAAGAAGAGGACUUUUAUACCACAAUCAAAACAUUUCAACUUGCACCAGAAUCUAAAUUAUAUUCAGAAACAUUGGAGAAAAAAAUAGAAAAGCCAGUUUUUGUAACCAAAGUCUCUCCAGCAAUUGUAACUGAAGGAAACACAGCUAAAUUUACUGCAGUUGUAGCUGGAUUUCCAAAACCUGUUAUUCAGUGGCACCACAAUGGCCAAGUAAUAACCACUUCCUCUAUAUAUACGUUUGUGCAAGAGAACGAAGAAUACACUUUAGUCAUAAGCAAUGUUAAAAAGGAAUUAGAAGGAAAGUAUACUUGUACUGCAAGCAACAAAUUUGGCAAAUCAACAUGUGCAUCUUAUCUUCAUGUUAAAGUAAAAGAUGGAAAAAAAGUAGAGCAGACCAUCUGUCAACCUCCAUAUUUUACAAAAGAAAUUGAGUCUGUGCAGUGCACAGUUGGAGGCCAGGCUAUUUUUGAAUAUAAAGUUACAGGUUCUCCAUUACCUGAAAUUCAGUGGUUCAGAGGCCCCCAUCGUAUUCAACCUAGUAAUUAUUGCAUUAUAUUCAGCAAUGUAGAUGGAUCUGGCUGUAUGAAAAUAAUGGAAAUUCAGCAAAGUGAUGGUGGUCUCUACUCAUGUAGGGCAUCCAACCCACUGGGAGAAGCGUUUUGCAAUGCAGAACUAAUUGUCUUCCUUGAUACUAUUUCAAUAUCCCAACCUCAAGAAGAGGUUACUUCAAUGAAGCAAAAUACCUACAACAUGUCCACAUAUGAACAUGCCACUGAGUCUCAUUUGUACAGUGUUAGUCUUUCUGGACAUACCAGAGCUAGUCUGCUGGAAGGACACCAGGUGAUUUGCACUGAAGGUAGACAGGCAGUAUCAAGUGAACAAGUAGAUACUUUUUGUAAGUUAAAUAUUUCAGAGCAGACAACUCACCAAGCUCCAGUUCUCCAGUCUCUUGAAAUGCAAGAGAGAAUAGCUGUGGCACCUCAGAAACAGCUCCAUAUGGCUGCAAUGGCCUCUGCUGUUCAAGAAAGACAAGGCUUCACAGAACAGCAUUCUGAUCGUAUCAAAAGUCCUGAGGUUAUAGAGCUUAAGCUCACUGAGGAACAGCCUUCACGUGUGAUGUCUGCCGUUUCUCAGAGUGUAACCCCUCUUACAAUUGUGAAGGCUGACCCUAUAACUUGCUUAGAAGGAGAAAGCACACAUGCUAUUAUAGAACCAAAGAAUGGCAUCAGUAGCCAUCAAGUUGAGACGAAACUCUCCAUCUUAAAUGAGGAAUACAAAAAUAUUCCUUUCCCUAAAGAGGAGAAAACUUUUAGAGUUACAGAAGGGGAUAGGUUAUUGUAUUCCGCAACAUCUUCAGUGAAUCUGCAAGUUACAGAGGCCUUUUCUUCUAUGUUACCAUCCAUGGAAACCACUGAAUCUUUAAUUGCGAAGGAAAAACCUGAACCGAUACUGACAUCUGUAAGUGAAGUAACGCACACUCUUUCAAAAGAAAGUAAUUUAGAAAUGGACAAUCCUGUUGAGGAAGUUGCACAGUUAACCAAAGACCAAAUAUUGAAAUCAGCUUUUAUUGCUGAGGAAAAGCAUAAACUUCAUGCUGACAAAACAGUAGCAAUUCCACCAAAUCUAGAUAGUGCUGUUUCAGUACAGUCCCAAAAAGAAGAGGGCCAGGUGCUUUAUUUACAGGUAUUCUGUGAUCAAGAUACUCUUCCAUCUCAAGGUAGAUUUACUAGUGAGAAACCAAGAACAGAGCAAGCCGAUGCCAGGAAAAGCUCAACUCUUUUACAAACAAUGUCUGUGAAUGAACAGACAGCAGUUCAUUGUGAGAAUUUAUCAGACUUUACUUCCAAAAGUGCAGCAGAUUGUAUAAAACCAAGGACAGAGACUCCAUCCAAGAUAUAUCUUCCAUCCACGCAGACAGAGGUUACUUUAUGCAAAGAAGGAUUAAUUUCACUAGAAAAAACUGAUCAGCAGAAAGCAUUGCCGAGACAAGAAAAAAAACAAAAAUAUGCAGUUAAUAUUGAGGAGAAGUUAAAGCUGACAGCAGAUUCCACCACAGAUCUUGAUGUUUCUGUAAAAGGGGUGAAACCUAAACAAAGAAAUGAACCCAAACCUUUAAAUGUUCUUCAUGUGGUCUCAGAACCUAGGCAGCUCUCAAAGGAAAGUCCUUUGGCUAGUUGUGAUAAAGAGUAUCAUGCACUUGUACAAAAGGAGGAUUGCUGGAAUAUUAGGCAUGCAAUGUCAGUGUUAGACAAAUAUGCAAUAGAGGAAGGUCACACAGAUAGUGUAAAUCCAAUGGAGAAGUUUAGUUGCAAGGUAGAUUUAGAACCAAAACUAACCAUACAGUCUGUGCAUAUUGAAGAACAGGCCAUAUCCACUGAAAAUUGUGCCACUCUUAAGGCUGCUGAGCAGGAUUAUGCUGUUCAUAUUCAAGAAGGACAAUCUGUGAACCGGCCAAUAUUAAUUGAAGAGAAGAAAACUCUGACAGGGGAAAUAUCUAAGGAUAUUAACAAGUCAGAGGCAAUUACAACAGAUAUUCUCACUGAGCCUUCAGAACCUCUUCUAUUGACAAAGUCUCAGGAAAGCAAAGCACUUCCCAAGGAACUCACAUUUGUGAUUCCUGCACCAAAACCACACAGUUUGGACAUCAAAUAUCAAUUAAAAAAUGCAUUAGAGUGUGCUGUGGCCUGUGAUCAGCCAUUAAUCCUGGCAGAUGUUGUAGGUAGUUUACAAGUUGUAGAAGUCAAGGAGGUUAAUGUGCAUAAAGAACCAACGUAUGCAAUGUUCUCAUAUCUUAUUACAACUACAUCUACCCCAGUGGAAAUAUCAUUUGCCUUUGAGGGUGAAUAUACUCAAAUAGCUAAUCUUAGGAGUGAACUUCAAUCUGCCUUAAACUCUAUAAUUUAUCAGGAACAUCAGGUCUUCACUUAUGAACAGCCUGAGAUGAUGCCAGUCCUUAAACCUCAGCAGGUUCAGCUUAGAACAGCUUCCUCAAAAGAGAUGCUCUCGCCAGUGGUUGAGUCUGUACAGUUAACUGAAAAUGUGGAAAGUUUUGCACCAACAAAGGGUCAGUCUGCUGCUUUGAAGACUGAAGCCAAAGAAUCUUUCCAUCAUAUAACUGACCAAGAACAAAUAAUUGUACAAGAAUCCAAACAUCGGGUGAUUCAGAUAGCCAUUGAAGCAAAAUCUGAUAUCCUAGAAUCAAUUCAGUCUAGACCACAAGAAAUUAAAUCUGUGGCAUUUCACAAAGAGGGAGAUGUAGGUUUUGAAGGACUUACUACUAACAUACCAGUGGAAGCAUUUCAAGAGGAAAAGUCUUCUGAUGUUCUUAUAGAGGAACAGAAAAGGGUAGAAUUUAUGAAAGAGGACAUACCACUGAAAACAACAUCAAAACAGGGUUUGGCCAAGACAACUGCUUUUGAAUUGUCAUUAAAAGACAUUGCUAUUUUGGAGAAUUCUGUGGUUACAUUUACUGUCCGUAUCAAAAAUGUGAACCAAGUUAGCUGGUUUUUCAAUGGUAAACUGAUCAAAUUUGGCAAAGAGUUCAAAUGCUCUAAACACAAUGAUGCAUAUACUUUAGUAAUCAACAAAGCUAAAAAGGAAAAACAUGAAGGCGAAUACACUUGUGAGGCAGUGAGUGAAGGUGGCAAGGCCUCAACAUCAUCAAGACUCACGAUUCUUUCAAGAGUGCCACCAGUUUUCAAGAAAAAAAUCCAUGACCUUGAAAUCAAAGUUGGCAGUGCUGCAAGUUUUGAAUGCGAAAUAGAAGAUGCUCCAAAUGUGACCUUCAAAUGGUUUAAGUCUAAUUCUGAACUCAGACAAAGUGAGAAGUACAGGAUCAUCAACCACCAUAUGACAUCAUGUCUGGAGCUCCUGAACUCAACCAAGGCAGACAGUGGGGAGUAUACCUGCCAUGCUUCCAACAACCAUGGCACAGAUAGCUGCUCUGCUAAGCUGAACAUCGCUGAACCUCCUUCCCUACAAAUGCUGGAUGUAGAAAAGGGGCCAACUGCUGUGUUUCAUUGUGAGGUUAUUGGUACUACCCCAUUUGGAGUUAACUGGUUUAAUAACAUAAAACCACUUCCUUUGGACAAAAAACAUGAGCUUGUUUUUCAAGAUUCAGUUACACGUUUGAAGUUACAUUCUAUGGAAAGAUCAGAUGUUGAGGAAUACCAGUAUUGCUUAUUAAAUACAGUCGGAAAGAUGUCUUCACAAUCAGUUGCUGCCCUCUUAGAACCUCCAUGCUUCCUGAAGGGGUUGACUGACACAGUCUUCCCAAUUACAAGUAAACUGAGGCUUGAGUGCACUUUCACUGGAGCUCCAAAGUUGUUUGUAACAUGGUACAAGGAUGGAAAGCAGCUGUAUGCUUCAUACAGAUAUAACACAAGAGUGACAGAAAAUUCAUGUAUGCUGGAGUGCCUGCACGAGUGUAACGAAGAAACUCCUGGAAAAUACUCUUGUGAAGUCUCAAAUUCUUUUGGAACUGACAUCUGUCAUGCAAAUGUGACAACAGAGACAGAAUUGAAAAUUCCACCAACCUUCACUAAAAAGCCCUCAGAGCAUUUUGAGGAGACUGAGGGCACAUUGGUGAAACUCGAGGGCCGUGUAUCUGGGACACAGCCCCUGUCUAUUAGCUGGUACAAAGAUAACAAUCAAAUUUUCAGUUCUGACAACUGUGAAAUGUCCUUCAUUGGCAAUGUGGCUGUGUUAUGCAUUAAGAAUCCCCAGACAUCAGAUAGUGGCACAUAUACUUGCAGUGCCUCUAAUGAAGCUGGUACUGCAUCCUUUAAUGUGCAGAUGAGCAUUACAGGAAAACAAAUACCUCCAACCUUUGAUAUGACCCUUAAGCCUAUUACAGUGAACGAGGGUGAGAGACUUAGUCUUAGUUGCCAUGUUUCUGGCUCUCAUCCACUGUCAAUCCAAUGGAUGAAGGACAGAAGAGAGGUGAUUUCCUCUGAUAACUCAACGAUCACAUUUGAGGAUGGCACUGCCACACUAAGAAUUGUCAAGGCAUCCAGAUCUGAUGCAGGAGACUACCUGUGCAAGGCAACCAACAAUGCUGGUAGUGAUUUCUCUAAGGCAAAGGUCACCAUUAAAGCAGGGGCAGCUCCUGCAGCAGCUCAAACAGCACCUUCAGCAGCUCAGCCUGCUCAGAAACUAGACAACUUGUUCUUCAUUGAUGAACCUAAGAGUGUCCGUGUAACAGAGAAGGGCACUGCAACCUUCAUCGCCAAGGUUGGUGGUGAUCCCAUUCCAAGUGUGAAAUGGAUGAAGGGCAAAUGGAGGCAGAUGACCCAUGGUGGUCGCGUUGCCAUUGUGCAGAAGGGCCAAGAUUCCAAGCUGGAAAUCAGGGAAGUUACCAAAUCUGAUGCUGGACAGUAUAGAUGUGUAGCUUCAAACAAACAUGGAGAAAUCGAAUCCAGCACUGAUUUGACUGUUAAUGAGAGGAAAGAGAUUGCACCUGAAGCAGUAAAAUUGAAGAAGACACCAUCAAAGCAGAAAAGUCCAGAGGACAAAGACAUUGACAUUGUUGAGCUGCUAAGAAAUGUAGACCCAAAAGAGUAUGAGAAAUACGCUCGCAUGUACGGUAUCACAGACUAUCGUGGCCUUCUUCAGGCCAUUGAGCAGCUGAAAAAAGAGGCAGGUGAAGAAAGUGGACGCAGAGAAUCUGAUGAGGAUUUGGCUAGGCUUGUUGCUGAUUUGCAGAGAAGAAUGGAACAAACUGAACCCAUUACCCUGCUUAAUGACAUCAAAGAUCAAACUACUAAAGCUAAUACAGAUGCUGUCUUUGAAUGUGAAAUUAAGAUCAACUACCCAGAAAUCACACUGUCUUGGUACAAAGACUCAAAGAAGCUUGAGAACAGCAGUAAAUAUGACAUUAAAGUAGUGGGUGAUCGCCACUUGUUGAAGAUCAAGAACGUCCAGACAAGUGACCAGGGAAAUUACCGUGUUGUCUGUGGCCCACACAUCUCCAGUGCCACAUUGUCAGUCACAGCUGAUCAAAUACAGUUCACUAAGCGCAUUCAAAAUAUUGUGGUGAAGGAACUCCAGACUGCGACUUUUGAGUGUGAGUUGUCAUUUGACAAUGCAGUUGUCACAUGGUAUAAAGACUCAUGGGAACUUAAAGAGAGUCCAAAAUAUUCCUUCCAACGUGAGGGACGAUGUCAUUUUAUGAUCAUCCAUAAUGUCACAUCUGAGGAUGAAGGCGUAUACUCAGUGAUUGCGAGACUGGAGCCCAUUGGUGAAGCUAAAAGUACAGCUGAGCUGUACCUGUCAGGCAAAGACAUUAAUCUAGGCACAAUUUCUUACGAUGUCACAGAUACAUCAAUACAAGUGCCCGAGGUGUCAUCUAUGAUUAGUUUUAAAGAUGAGUCAAGAGAAUAUUAUCAUUAUGAAGAAAAGACUGAAGUGACAGAGUAUGAGAGUUGGACAGUGCAAGAAGAAAGAGUAAUUCAUGAAGUUGCAUCAACUAAAGAAGAGAAGAAGCCAGUUGAAGAAAUUGUACCCAAAAUGGUUGCACAAACAACUGAAGAAAAACCUCAAGACAAACCUGAAGUCAUGUCUGUGGAGGAAACAGUCCCAGUAACAUUUGUAGCUGAGUCAAAACACCAACCUACACCCGAAGCAACUGAGCCACCUAUGCACAAACUGCCAACUGAACCUAAAGUGGUACCAGUAGCUGUAGCCAAGCCAGAGCCUAAACCCGAACCAAAAGCUACACAGAAGCCAGAAACUAAACCUGAGCCAAAACCCGAACCAAAGGCUACACAGAAACGAGAGCCUAAACCUGAGCCAAAAGCUCAACUGAAGGCAGAACCUAAACCUGAGCCUAAACCUGAGCUAAAAGCUCAACUGAAGGCAGAACCUAAACCUGAGCCUAAACCUGAGCUAAAAGCUCAACUGAAGGCAGAACCUAAACCUGAGCCUAAACCUGAGCUAAAAGCUCAACUGAAGGCAGAACCUAAACCUGAGCCUAAACCUGAGCCAAAAGCUCCACUGAAGGCAGAAACUAAACCUGAGCCUAAACCUGAGCCAAAAGCUCCCCUGAAGGCAGAAACUAAACCGGAGACGAAAGCUACACUGAAGGCAGAAACUAAACCUGAGACGAAAGCUACACUGAAGCCAGAACUAAGACCUGAACCUAUCCCUGAAGCAAAUGCUACAGCGAAGCCAGAGCUAAAACCUGAAUCUAUGAUUUUAUUUACAAAGAAACCUGAGCCCACACUAAUAACAGAACCAGAUGCUCCUAAGAAGCCAGAAGCAUUACCACAAUUAACUACAAAACACGAGGAGAAUUUACCUCAGAAAGCAGCCAUUACACAAUUGAAAGCUCAUGAGGUGGUGCAGACAACAGAAACACCAAAGAGAGAACCAGAUAAAAAAUCAGACCUUGUAACAUCAGUUGCUCCAGAACUUCCAAGGGUGCCAAAGCCUAAACAGGAAUUUUCUGCAGCACUAAAGGCUGAGCCAACUAAAAAACAAGAGUCUGCAAUUGUAAAACAUGAGACUUCACCUGUUCUGCUUGAAGUGAAAAAGGCAGAACUUACACCUGCCUCUAGAAAGCUGGUUGAAGACCCACUGGCUUUAGAGUCUACACCUGUGUCUCCACUCAUUCGAAAACCAGACUCUAGAACCGAGACAGUAUUUAUAGAAGGACCAAAAGCUGUCCUCCUAGAAGCUCCUAAAGCAGCGCAAGAACUAACCCAAAGUCUCCGAGAGCUGCCUCUGGCAAAACCUGAACCCAUCCAGGAGAAAGAACAGACGCCUGUUCCUAAACAGAAGUCUCCCCCAAAGAGAGUGGUUGAACUUAAAUAUCCAGAAGUUCCAACUGAGGAAGCACCUGUGCCUCAACCUCAAAAGGAGAUUGAAAUGGCUCCUACCAGAGGUAAUGCUAGAGUUGAACAAAAUCAAUAUGGAACAAUUGAAAUAUCUAAGAAAUUAGAGGAAAUCUCUGUAACAAAAGAAGUGAUUUCAGGACAGGAAAUCUCAUAUGAAAGCGAUAGUCUGUCAUGUCAAUCUAUGGAGACUUCAUUGAAGGGGGUACAAAUUAAACAGGAAAUUAAAGUGCCGAUUGAGAAUGAGCUGGUGAGGAAACCUCAAACUGAAAUGAAAGUUGCUCCUUCCAAAGCAGCUCCAAAAGGAGUUCAACAAAGUCAAGAUAAAGUGGAAUUGUCUAAGAAAACAGUGUCAAAGGAAAUCUUGUAUGAAACAGAGAACAAAUCUUAUGAGGCUGAAUACAGUAUGUUGAAACCAUCUGAAGUUAAAACUCAAGAAACACUUCCUGAAGCUAAACCUCAAAAGAGGGUAGAACUGGUCCCAGCCAGAGACAUUGCACCUUCCAAGAAAGUUUUAGAAGAGUUAUCAAAGACUCGUCUUACGGUGGACAUAUCUAUGAAAACUGAAGAGAUCUCAUUUGUGGAGGCAGAAAUUUCAAAAGAAUCAUCAUAUGAAAGUGAUAAUAUUCAGUACUGUCCUGAGGAAACUUGUCUAGAAGUAGCUAAAGUUAAUCUUACAGAAGUGCCAUAUGAGAAAAAGCCAGUGGCUAAAACUCAGAAACAGACUGCUCCUACCAAAGUCUACGCUACUCCAAAGAGAAUUGAACAAACUUUACACACAGUGGACAUUUCUGCUGAAACUGAGAUCACCGAAGUGGAGCAAGUGGAUUCAAAUGAAGAACUUUCAUACAAAGGUGACGGCAUUCUAUGUCAACCUGAAGAGGCUCAUGACGUUUAUGUGGAAAAGAAGGUGUCUGUUGAUGAACAAGUUUUUAUAGCAGAGGAUUCAUUGAGGAAAUUUACUUUGCCAUCUCAAGAAACAGUAACAAAGGACAAGAUCCCAGAAAUUGAGGCUGAACCAAUUAUACAAAAGAUGCGUUCGGAAACAAAUUCUGAGACGUCUGGUGUUGUGAAAGAUGAUAAAACGCUUCCAGACUUGGUGCUGAAGAGUGAUGUGUCACAAAAGACAGAUUUUAUUGCUAAAGUGGUGGCACAAAAAGAGGCUGUGUCUAUGAAAGUAAUACCCAAAGAAAAGGACAUUAAAUUGAAGAAAGAGCUUAAAAUGUCUGAAAUAGUGCCAGUUGUUGAGAUGACUCCAGCACCUGAGGCACCAAAAGCAACAAUGACACCACAAAAAGUCUCUCCACCACAAGAGCCAACUGUGAAGGAGAAGGCAACGGACGAGUCACCAAGCCCAAUGGUGGUGAAAAAAGUCUCUCCACCUCAAGUUCCAACUGUGGUGAAGAAGGCAUCUCCUGAGCCAACAAAGUCCACAGUGCUGCCAGUUGAGAAAAAAGACUCUCCAUCUCAAGAGCCAGCUGUGGUGAAGAAGGCAACACCUGAAGCACCAAAGCCCACAGUGGUGCCAGUUGAACAAAACGUUUCUACUGGCCCAGAACUGAUUGUUGCAAAGAAGCCCACAGCUGAGGCACCAAAGCCACCAGUAACACCACUUGAACCAAAAGUUUCUGCCCUUGAAGAGCCAACUGUGGUAAAGAAGGCAACACCUGAGGCACCAAAGCCAACAGUGGUACCAACUGAGCAGAAAGUCUCACCUCCUUCUCGAGAGCCAAGUGUUGAGAACAAACCAACAGCUGAGGCACCAAAGUCAGCAUUAACACCACAAACAGUUUGUCCUCCUGAAGAGCCAAUUGUGGUAAAGAAGGCAACACCUGAGGCAUCAAAACCAACAGUAGAGCCACUUGCACAAAAAGUCUCUCCUCCUCUAGAACCACCUGUGGAGAAUAAGCCAACACAUGAGGCACCAAAGCCAACACAGACACCAGUUGAUAAAACAGAUUCCCCUCCUCAAGAUCAUGGUCCUGUUCAAACUCCUGGCCCAGUCCAGAAAGAACAAUAUAUUAAAGCCACCGAUGAACAAGAGAAACGGGAUAUGCCAGUCAAGAAAGACAAGAUGCCAAAAGAAGAGAGUCCUAAGACUCCAAGUCAAACUAUCAAAGAAAAUGCCAAGAUAUCACCAACCAAACUGAAACAUGAAAAUGUAGUGCUGAAACCAUUUGAGACACCUGAAAAAUCAAAGGUUGCACCUAUAAAGAAAAAACAAAUUACAUCAACAGCUAAAAAGUUAGAAGAAGUGGUCACUUUAAAAUCUAUGGUUGUAGAAGGUGAACAUAAAGAGCCUGAGAUACAUAUAAAAACCAACAGAAUUCCAACAGAGAAGAACGAGGACAAGAAAAGCUCUUAUAGACCAUCAAAGGAUCAAGAGAGCUCUGAAAAAGAUGAAAAGCCAGGCAAAGAAGAUAAGCUCAAAAUUCAAGUAAAGAAGGCAGACAAAACAGAAGAAGCAAAGCCACUGAUGAUUAAAAAGGGGAGAUGUAUUCUAAAAGAACGUGAAGACAAAGAGGACAUAUUACUAAAACCAGUGGAAUGCAUCAAAAAGGAUUCUGAGCAUGAAAAGUUCUCACCAAAGGUUGUAAAUUCUAAAGAAGAAAAACCUUCAGUGACCACAGUAACCAAAGAAAAAGAAAGUCCAAAAGUAGAAUGUAAAACAUCUGUUUGCAAAAAGAGUAGUUCUCUGCCAGGAGAAAUGAUGGAAGAAGAGAAAAUAUCUCUUAAACCUGUCAAACCUGUUGAAGCAGAAAUGAAAAAGACUCUUUCACCCAAAGCUGAGCCCAUUCCAUUGCAGAGGAAGUCCAGUGCAACAGUUCCUAAAAAAGACAUAACUAAAGAUUUAUCUUCCCAACAGAAAAAAGCAUCUCAUGAACAAACUGAAAAAGAAAAAAUGUUACUAAUAAAAGAGUUAUCCCCUGGAGCUGUGCAGCUAGAAAAGAUUCCAACUCAGCAAGAAGAAGAAGUAUUUGAGGAAGAAUUUGGAGACGAGAAAGAAGAAGAAGAAGAAGAAACAUGGGGGUGGGAGAUUGUUCCUUCUGAAUGUUAUGAAGCAGAAGAGUUUGAUACCACCUUGGAGGAUGCAGCCAUUGAAGCUGCAGGAGGCACUGAUGACAAGAUAGAUGGAAAACCCAAGGAGGAGGGAGCAGUAGGCAGAGGCAGAGGGCUUAGACCACGCCAAACUCCAUCACCUGGUGAUGCAGGACGUGGAAGAGGGCUCAGACCUGGUGGUGGAGGAGACAAACCUCCUGGAGAAUCACCAUUUGCUUUCCAGCUUAAGGCUGUCCCUCUCAAGUUUGUGAAAGAGGUUCAAGACAUUGUGUUGCUAGAGGCUGAAUCGAUUGGUUCCUCUGCUGUGUUUGAGUGCCAGAUUUCUCCUUCUACUGCUAUAACUUCAUGGAUGAAAGAUGGAACUAACAUCAGGGAGAGUCCAAAGUACAAAUUUACAUCUGAUGGAAAAGAUCGAAAAUUGGCCAUUAUUGAUGUUCAGCUCUCUGACAGAGGGGAAUACACAUGUGUUGCCAAGCUGGGAAAUAAAGAGAAGACCUCCACUGCCAGACUUAUUGUUGAAGAGCUGCCUGUUAAGUUUAUCAAGACCCUAGAGGAGGAGGUGUCUGUGCUCAAGGGACAGCCCAUGUACUUGACUUGUGAGUUGAAUAAAGAGCGAAAUGUGGUCUGGAAAAAGGACGGCAAAGAGCUAGAAACAGUUGCUGGCAAAAUAGCCAUUAAUGUUAUUGGACUGCAACAUGCCUUGACAAUCCAGGAUGCAAAUGAUGGUGACGCUGGUAUUUACACAUGUGAAUGUGAAAAUCUCAAAACUCAAACAACUGUGAAGAUUCUCGAAAUCAUCAGAGACUGGUUGGUGAAACCACUAAGGGACCAGCAUGUGAAGCCAAAGGCCACUGCUACCUUCAAAUGUGAACUCUUUAAAGACACUCCCAACUGGAAGUGGUACAAGGGAGAUGAAGAGAUUCCAAUUGAACCCACAGAUAAGACUGAAGUCAAAAAGGAUGGAAAAGACAUCACUCUGACUAUUAAGAAUGCUCAACCCAAUGAUGUUGGCGAGUAUUCCAUGGAAGUUGAGGGCAAACGAUAUGUAGCGAAGCUCACCCUUGGAGAGCGUGAAGCCGAGAUAUUGAAACCCCUUGCUAGUGUGGAAGUAGUUGAAAAAGAGGAGGCCAACUUUGAAACUGAAAUCUCUGAGGAUGACUUACCCGGAGAAUGGAAACUUAAAGGGCAGGUUCUAACAAGAUCACCGACAUGUGAUAUCAAAGCGGAGGGAACUAAGCGCUUCCUCACCUUGAAAAAUGUCCAGCUUGAUCAGGCUGGUGAAGUUACAUACCAAGCGCUAAACGCUCAGACAAGUGCUAUGCUUACAGUGAAAGAACUGGAACUUGAAUUCACUGACCCACUGAAAGAUGUUUCUGUGCCUGAAAAGAAACAGGCUAAAUUUGAGUGUUCAAUCAAUAAGGACGUACCUAAAGUGAUGUGGUUUAAGGGUUCUGAUAUUAUUACAUCUGGAAAUAAUUAUGAAAUCAUUGAUGAUGGAAAAAAACACAUUUUGAUUAUAAAUAAUUGUGAAUUUGAUGAUGAGGGAGAAUACACCAUAGAGGUGUUAGGGAAAACAUCAACAGCAAAACUAACGGUAGAGGGUAUGAGGCUGAAGUUCGCCACAGAAUUAAAGGAUCAAACCGUAAAGGAAACCAAAACAGCUCGGUUUGAGAUUGAGCUCUCUCAUGACAAUGUGCCGGUGACUUGGUACAAAAAUGAAAUUAGAUUGCAUCCAAGCAGAACAGUAAUAAUACAUGUUGAAAAGACAAAGCAUAUAUUAGAAAUCAAGGAAGUCACACUAGAUGAUACUUGUCAAAUAAGGGCAGAGACUAAAGGGAUAUCAACCAUGGCUAAGCUUCUGGUUAUAGAGGGUGAUGCACGAUUCAUUACAAAGUUGCAAGACUACACUGCUGUUGAGAAAGAGGAGGUCACUCUUGACUGCGAGCUGAGCAAAGAUGUUCCUGUCAAGUGGUUCCAUAAUGAGAUUGAAAUAAAGGCCUCAAAGAUGAUUUCCAUGAAGGUUGAGAACAAACGAAGAAUUCUCCACAUUAAAAAAGUGGAGCAGAAAGACAAAGGAGUGUAUGUUUGUGACUGUGGAACAGACAAGACAUCAGCCAAUGUUAACAUUGAAGCACGUGACGUGAAGGUGAUCCGGCCUAUGUAUGGCGUUGAAGUGUUCGAUGGAGAGACUGCUCGUUUUGAAGUUGAAAUCUCUGAGGAUGACAUCCAUGGCCAGUGGAAACUGAAUGGCGAAGUCUUGUCUCCUUCAGCAGAUGUGGAGAUCAUUGAGGAAGGUGCAAAACACACACUGACACUGUACAAUUGCAAGGUUGUCCAGACAGGAGAGGUUGUUUUCCAGGGAGCAAAUGCCAAGUGUGCUGCAAACCUUAAAGUAAAAGAGCUGCCCAUCACAUUCCUAACACCUUUGAGUGAUGCUCAAGUAUAUGAAAAAGAUGAGGCAAGAUUUGAAUGUGAACUGUCAAGGGUAGCAAAGACCUUCAGAUGGCUGAAAGGCUCUCAAGAGCUGAAGGCAGAUGACAAAUUUGAAAUUCUGGCAGAGGGAAAAAGGCACAUACUUAUUAUCAAAUCAGUUGCAUAUGAAGACGAGGCUAAAUACAUGUUUGAAGCUGAGGACAAGAGAAUCACUGCCAAACUGGUGAUUCAAGGAAUUCGUCUUGAGUUUGUCAAACCCAUCAAGGAUGUUACUGUAAAGGAGCGCGAGACAGCAGAAUUCAGUAUUGAACUUUCUCACGAAAAAAUUCAAGUAAGCUGGUACAAAAAUGAUGUCCGUUUGCAUCCAAGUAAAGUGGUGCACAUGUCUGAACAUGGCAAGAUCCACACUCUGUCCUUUAAGGAGGUGUCCAUUGACGAUACCUCACUCAUUAAAGUAGAGGCUCUUGGAAAGUCCUCGGAGGCCAUGCUCACAGUGCUUGAGGGAGAAGCUUACUUCAUCACCAAGCUACAGGACUACACAGCAGUCGAAAAGGAUGAAGUUGUGCUGAAAUGUGAACUGAGCAAACACACUGCGGAGGUGAAAUGGUUUAAAGAUGGCACAGAGAUUAUCCCAUCUAAGAAUAUCCUCAUCAAGGCUGAUGGAAAGAAACGCAUUCUGACUGUAAAGAAAGCAGAGAAAGCCAAUACUGGUGAAUAUGUCUGUGACUGUGGUUCUGACAAAACUACAGCUAAGCUGAACAUUGAAGAGCGUGAUAUUAAGGUUAUCCGUCCACUCUACAGUGUGGAGGUUACAGAAACUAAUACCGCUCGAUUCGAGGUAGAGAUUUCAGAGGAGGAUGUCCAUGGGCACUGGAAACUUAAAGGAGAGGCUUUGCACCAGUCUGCUGACUGUGAGAUUAAAGAAGAAGGCACCAAACACAUGCUGAUUCUUUAUAAUGUACGCAUGGACAUGGCUGGUGCUGUGGACUUCAGUGCUGCCAAUGCUAAAUCUAGUGCUCAGCUCAGAGUUAAAGCUCGGACAAUUAGCCUUUUGCGGCCUCUUCGGGAUACGACAGUUACUGCUGGAGAAACCGCAACUUUUGAGUGUGAGCUUUCAUAUGAGGGCAUUGCUGUUGAAUGGUUCGUUGGAACAAGGAAAAUAGAGCCAAGUGAUACAGUUGUAACCAGAUCAGAGGGCAGACUGCACAGCUUGACUCUGAGAAACGUCGAGAUGACAGAUGCUGGCUUUGUGAAGAUAAUGGCAAAGGACUUUCAGGCCCAGGCCACACUAAUAGUAAAUGAGCCACCAGCUGAGUUUACUAAGCCCUUGGAGGACCAGACUGUUGAAGAAGAGGCAACUGCUAUUCUGGAGUGUGAACUCUCCAGAGAUAAAGCUGAUGUGAUAUGGUUCCGAGAUGGACAGGAAAUUCACAAAACAAAGAAGUAUGAAAUUGUGUCUGAAGGCCAUAUAAGGAAGCUGAUAAUCAAAGACUGCACUCCUGAUGACUCCAAAAUAUACACGUGUGAUGCCAAACACUUUAAAACCUCUGCUUUCUUGAGUGUUGAGCCUCCACAUAUUGACUUCACUAAGCCUCUUCAUGAUGUUGAGGUCAGAGAAAAGGAGUCUGCUAAGUUUGAAUGUGAAGUUUCCCGUGAAAGUGCCAAGGUCCGCUGGCACAAAGAUGGUAUUGAAAUUAGAAAGGGCAAGAAGUAUGAGAUUAUUGCCAAGGGAGUGCAGCGUAUUCUUAUUAUUAGCAAGGCAGUCUUUGAUGAUGAAGCUGAAUAUGAAUGUGAUGCAAGAACAUCCAAAACUUCUGGCAUUCUUACUGUUGUUGAGGAAGAGGCUAAAUUCACAAAGAACCUGGCUAAUGUUGAAGGUACUGAAACUGACAGUAUAAAACUGAUCUGUGAAGUCUCCAAGUCCAGUGCUGAGGUUGCAUGGUAUAAAGGUGACCAGGAAUUGCCUGAGGGUGGUAGAUACGAACAAAUUACAGAUGGCAGAAAGAGAAUCCUCAUCAUCCAAGAUCUUCAUAUGGAGGAUGCUGGCGAAUACAGCUGCAGACUGGCCAAUUCACAAACUACAGCAACUUUAAAGAUCAAUGAAUUGGCAGCUGAGUUUAUUUCCAGGCCCCAGAGCCAAGAGGUGGUUGAAGGGGAAAAGGCACAAUUUGUGUGCUCAGUAUCCAAAGAGACCUAUGAAGUUAAAUGGUUCAAAGGUGAAAAGGAGCUCCAAACUGAGGACAAGUAUGAGAUUGUUAGUGAAGGCAAGAAAAGAGCCCUUAUUGUUAAAAACUGUGAGCUGAAUGAUGAAGGAGCCUUUACUGCCUGCAUUGGCUCUGUUAAGGCUUCUGCAGACUUACAUGUGAUUGAAAAACUGAGAAUCAUCACCCCGAUCAAAGACACCCAAAUGAAAGAAGGACAAGAAAUUGUUCUUAACUGUGAAGUUAAUUCAGAGGGAGCUAAGGCCAAGUGGCUGAAGGAGAAUGAGACUAUGUUUGAAAGCAGCAAGUUCAUCAUGGCACAAAGAGACACUAUUUUCUCUCUGAGGAUCAAAGCUGCAGACAAGUCUGAUGAGGCUACAUACACAAUUACACUGAUCAACCAUCGUGGUGAACAAGCCAAGUGCUCUGCAAAAGUCAAUGUAAUAGAGGAAGAACUCCGUAUCAUAGACCCUCUUGAAGACUGUGAAACUGAAGAGAAGAAAACAAUCAGUUUUACUUGUAAAGUGAACAGACCAAAUGUGACUGUACAGUGGUUAAAGAAUGGACAGGAAAUCACCUUCAGCAAACGCAUUGCUUACCGAGUAGACAAGAACAAGCAUGCUUUGACUAUCAAAGACUGCACCAUGGCUGAUGAGGGUGAAUACACCGCAGUUGCUGGAACUGACAAAUCUUCAGCUGAACUGAUCAUCAGUGAAGCACCAACUGAGUUCACCACCCAACUCAGAGACCAGACUGUUACUGAAUUUGAGGAUGCAGAGUUCAUUUGCAAGGUUUCUAAGGAAAGAGCCACUACUAAAUGGUACAAAAAUGGCCGUGAAAUCAGAGAAGGACCAAGGUAUCACAUGGAAAAGGAUGGAAUGACAUGCACAUUGUACAUUAAGGAAUGCAGACCCGACGAUGAAUGUGAAUAUGCCUGUGGAGUAGAUGACAAAAGAUCCAAGGCUCAUCUGUUUGUUGAAGAAACACCAGUGGAAAUUGUCAGACCCCCAAAAGAUGUAUUUGAGGCUCCUGGCUCAGACAUUGUAUUUGAGGUUGAGCUUAACAAAGACAGAGUUGAAGUUAAAUGGACGAGGAACAACAUGAUCAUUGUUCAAGGUGACAAAUACCAGAUGAUCAGCGAGGGCAAAGUUCACCGACUUCAGAUUUGUGAGAUCAGGCCUCGUGAUCAGGGCGAGUACAGAGUUGUCGCCAAGGAUAAAGAUGCAAGAGCCAAGCUUGAGCUUGCAGCUGUACCAAAAAUAAAGACCACAGACCAGAAUCUUGUAACAGAUGCUGGAAAGCCAUUCUUGAUGACAGUUCCCUAUGAUGCUUACCCUCGUGCAGAGGCUGAAUGGUUCUUCAAUGACAUCAGUCUUCCAAUGCAAAACAUUGACACAUCCACUGACAAAACAGAGAACAGGUUAAAGGACCCUAAGAAGUCAGACCAGGGCCGUUAUAAGAUUGUCAUCAAGAAUAAGCAUGGACAGGGAGAGGCUUUCAUCAAUCUGGAUGUAAUUGAUGUUCCUGGACCUGUGAAGAAUCUGAGAGUUGUUGACACAGCUGAUGGUGAGGUCAGCUUGGCCUGGGAUGAGCCUGAGAGUGAUGGAGGCAGCAAGAUUUUGGCCUAUGUGGUUGAGAGACGGGAUGUUAAGCGCAAGGCUUGGACUUUGGCCACUGACCGUGCUGAUAUUCCUGAGUACUGUGUUGGUGGACUGCAGAAAGACAACUUCUAUUUCUUCCGUGUGUGUGCUCGCAACAGAGUUGGCAAUGGAGAGCCCGUCUGUACAGAUGAAGCUGUCCAGGCCAAGAAUAAAUUUGAUGUUCCUGAUGCACCUCAAAAUGUCAUGGUAGGAAUUGUCAACAGGUUUGGUGCCACAGUGACUUGGCAACCACCUCUGUUUGAUGGUGGAGCCGAGAUCAUAUCUUAUAUUAUUGAGCUUCGUGAUAGGACAUCUGUGAAAUGGGAGCCUGCAAUGGUGGUACGGGCUGAGGAUCGCACAGCCAUGCUGAAUGAUGUUGUGGAGAAUAAGGAGUAUAUCUUCCGUGUUAGAGCUGAGAAUAAAGCUGGAAUUGGCAUGCCAAGUGCUGCUACCGAUCCUGUCAAGAUCAUGGAUCCCAUUGAGAGACCAAGCCCACCACUGAAUUUCAACUACACACAUCCAAAAAGAGAUUCUGUUCAACUGGCCUGGGACAUUCCACUUAGCAAUGGAGGUAGUAUGAUCACAGGAUACAUCAUAGAGAAAUGUGAAGAUGGCACAAGCAACUGGCUAAGGUGCAAUGCCAGGCUCUGCCCAGACCUUUAUUAUAGGGUAUCUGGUUUAAAGUUUGGUCAGAAGUAUCACUACAGAGUAUCUGCAGAAAAUGCAGCUGGAGUUUCUGAUCCAGCUGAACAGGUUGGACCAGUCUUGGCAGAUGACCCACAUGUUGGUCCAACUAUGGAUCUAAGCGGAUUCAGAAAUGGUCUAGAAGUUUUUGUUCCGAACUCUCUUACUAUUCGUGUGCCCAUCAUUGGAUACCCCACACCCAAGGCAAAGUGGAUGUUUAAUGAUAAUGAGAUUACUCCUGGUGAUCGAAUCUCUAUGGUCACAAAGCCUACAUACACUGAACUAAUCAUUACCCCAAGUGUCCGACCAGACAAGGGAACAUACAAUUUACACUUGGAGAAUGAUGUGACUUCAGUCACUGGAGAGAUUGAAGUAAAUGUCAUUGCAUCUCCAAGUGCACCCAAAGACUUCAAGGUUGCAGAGGUGACCAGGCAUCAUGUCCACCUUUCGUGGGAAGCGCCAGAGCAUGAUGGAGGGAGUCCCGUUACUGGUUACAAUAUUGAGAAGAGAGAGGUGUCUCGCAAGACAUGGGUCAAGGUGAUAUCUGGUGUGCAAGACCUUGAGCACACUGUCACAGAUGUGAUUGAAGGCAAGGAGUACUUGUUCAGUGUAAUAGCUUGCAACAAAUGUGGUCCUGGGGAACCAGCAUAUAUUGAUGAGGCAGUGAAUGUUUCCUCUCCUGCCACUGUGUCAGAACCACCGGAGAAUCUAAAAUGGAGAGACAAAUCUGCAAAGGGCAUCUUCCUAUACUGGGAGCCCCCUUCAUAUGAUGGUGGUGCUCCUAUCAAGGGCUACAUUGUUGAUAAAUGCCAGCGUGGCACUGACAAGUGGGAAGCAUGUGGUGAUCCAAUACCUGAACUAAAGUUUCAGGUGACGGGUCUUAUUGAGGGGCAGUGGUAUGCCUAUCGUGUGAGGGCAGUGAACAGACUUGGAGCUAGCAGACCAUGUAAGGCAACAGAUGAGAUCCUUGCUGUUGAUCCUAAAGAGCCUCCAGUUAUUCAGCUGGAUGCCAAACUGCUAGCUGGAUUAACUGCCAAGGCUGGCACAAAGAUUGACCUUCCAGCAGAUGUGCUUGGAAAACCAGACCCAAGGGUCAAAUGGACCAAAGCUGAUCUUAUCCUUAGGCCAGAUGACAGAAUCACCAUUGAUACAAAGCCUGGCCAUUCUAUUCUCUCUAUUGCUAAGACAACCAGGGCAGACACGGCUACUUACAUCAUUGAGGCAGUCAACACCUGUGGUCGUGCCACUGCAACAGUUGAUGUCAACAUUCUUGAUAAGCCUGGUCCCCCAGCUGCUUUUGAUAUUACUGACAUCACCAAUGAGUCCUGUUGUCUGGCAUGGAACGCCCCCAGAGAUGAUGGUGGAUCUCCUGUAACCAACUACAUUGUGGAAAUGAGACCUUUGGAAAAGGAUGAGUGGCAGAAGCUCUCGGCCACAGUCAAACAGACCAAUUUCAAGGCCUGCAAACUGGUGUCUAUGAAGGAGUAUGUUUUCAGGGUAUCGGCUGAAAACCAGUAUGGCAUUGGUACUCCCAUAGAGCAUGCUCCAAUUACUGCCAAGUAUUCAUUUGAGACUCCUGGUUCCCCAAGCAAGGUGCAACCCUCUGAUAUCUCAAAAGAUGCCGUAACCUUGACAUGGUACGAGCCUGAUGAGGAUGGUGGAAGUCCAGUCACUGGCUACUGGGUUGAGAGGUUUGAUCCAGAAACUGACAAAUGGAUCAAAUGCAACAAGGUGCCAAUCAAAGACACUACACUCAGAGUGAAAGGCCUGGCCACCAAGAAAAAGUACAAAUUCCGUGUUCUGGCAGAAAAUCUUGCAGGACUUGGAAAACCAAGUGCUGAAACAGAUCCCACCUUGAUUAAGGAUCCAAUUGAUCCUCCAUGGGCCCCUGGCAAACCAUAUAUCAAAGAUAUUGCUAAGACCUCUGCAUUCCUGCAGUGGACUAGACCAGAGCAUGAUGGUGGUGCUAAAAUUGAGUCUUAUAUCAUUGAGCUCCUCAAGAGUGGAACUGAAGAAUGGGUUCGUGUGGCAGAGGAUGUGCCCAUGACAGAGCACUUGGUGAAGGGGCUGAUGGAGAAGCAGGAAUACUCCUUCCGAGUCAAAGCUGUCAAUGUUGCUGGAGAGAGUGAACCAAGUGAUCCAAGUGAUCCAGUAGUAUGCAAAGAAAGACUCUAUCCUCCAUCCCCACCACGAUGGCUUGAGGUGGUUAACAUCUCAAAGAUUGACUGUGAACUGAAAUGGACUGAACCAGAAAAUGAUGGUGGCUCUCCUGUUACCAACUAUGUUGUGGAGAAAAGAGAUGUAAGACGCUGGACCUGGCAGACUGUGGACACUACAGUGAAAGACACAAAAUACACUGUCACUCCACUCAAUGAAGGAACUCUAUACGUGUUCCGGGUGGCAGCUGAGAAUGCUGUGGGUGUGAGUGAAUUUUAUGAGCUAGAGGACUCUGUUCUAGCAAAAGAUACUUUUACGACUCCUGGACCUCCUUAUGCUUUGACUGUGGUUGCGGUUUCCAAGAGGGAUGUUGACCUGAAAUGGGAGCCUCCCAAAAGUGAUGGUGGACGACCAAUCACAAAAUAUGUUAUUGAGAAGAAGGAGAAAUUGGGCAGCCGCUGGAUAAAGUCUGGAAAGACAUCAGGGCCCGAAAUCAAGUACAAGGUGACUGAUGUUGAUGAGGGUACUGAGGUACAGUUCCAGGUUCGUGCUGAAAAUGAAGCUGGAGUUGGCGACCCAAGUGAACCCACAGACAUUAUUACAAUUGAGGAUCCAAUAAGCACACCAUCUCCACCGAUUGAGGUUAAGAUCGUUGAUGCCAGCAGAGAGCACAUCAACAUCACAUGGAGGGCACCAGAGAAGAAUGGGGGAAGUCCUGUUACUGGAUAUCAUGUUGAGCUGUCUGAGGCUGGCACAGAAAAGUGGAUGAGGAUCAAUGCUCGUCCCAUAAAAGAGCUCAGAUUCAAGGCUGAAGAUGGCAUUAUUCCUGAGAAACAAUAUGUUCUUAGAGUCCGUGCUAUAAAUGCUGUUGGUGUUAGUGAUCCCUCUGAAAUCUCAGACAAAGUCUUUGCUAAAGAUCCAGACAGUGCACCAAAAAUUGAUAUAGAGACCCAAGAUGUUGUUAUUGUUGAGGGUGAGAAGAUGUCUCUAAAGAUCCCAUACAGAGCAAUUCCCAAGCCAUCAAUGGUUUGGAAGAAGGGUGAGACCGAACUGAAGGCAGAUGACAGGCUGACUAUGAGAUGUGAACUCAACAGUAUUCACCUUGAGCUUCUAAAAUGCAAGCAUGAAGAUGCUGGUGUCUACACAGUCUCUCUUGAAAACAGUUUGGGUUCAGUUACUGGAACAAUCAAUGUUAAAGUGAUUGGUCUGCCUGGACAAUGCAAGAGCAUCACUCCAAGUGAGGUCACAAAGAACUCUUGUAAAAUCUCAUGGGAGCCCCCAGAGAGUGAUGGUGGUAGUCCCAUUUUGCACUAUGUACUAGAGCGCAGAGAGUCUCAGAAAAAGACAUUUAUGCCUGUAAUGUCUGGAGUCAAUGUACUAAACUUUGUGGUCAAAGACCUUAUGUUGAAUGGUGAAUAUUACUUCAGAGUUAAGGCUGUUAACAGAAUUGGAAGUGGUGAAUAUCUUGAGCUUCGCAACCCUGUCAUCACAGAGGAACAGAAGCAGAGGCCUGACCCACCAGUUGAGGUUGAGGCACACAACCCUACCUCACAGUCCAUAACAAUCACUUGGAAAGCCCCACCCUAUGAUGGUGGCUGUCCAAUUACUGGCUAUAUUUUGGAGCAAAUCGAGAAAGAUGGUGAUAAAUUUAUGAGAUGUGUUCCAAAUCUUGUGCCUGGUUUUUCCUACACCAUCACUGGCUUAACAGAGGGCAAGGAAUAUCAAUUCCGUGUUCGUGCAGAGAAUGUGGCUGGAGAAAGUGAAUCCUCUCGCAGUACUCCCCUCAUCAAGGCUGCAGAUCCUGUUGAUCCACCAAAGGUAUCACUACAUGUAGGCAUCGCAUCUGGCCUGACCAUCAGGAAGGGUGAGGAGAUGAGACUGGAUGCCCACAUUUCUGGGUCACCAUACCCCGCUGUGACAUGGUUCAGGAAUGAUGAGAAUGUCCAGAGGAUUGUAAAAAAGAAGCCAGAAUUUGUUAUAAGAAAGAAAAAGAAGACCAAGGCUGUUCAUCCUGAACCAGAGGAGGUGUUCCAUCCUCCCCUUCCAGAUCGUCUGUCAUUCGACCAGAGCAAGAGAGGAGAGACUGCCAUGAUGGUGCGUGAUGCCAUCAGAGAUGAUCAUGGUAUUUUCACCAUCAGAGUAGAGAAUACCCACGGUUUUGCAACUGCAUCUUGUGUUGUCAAUGUUCUUGAUAAGCCUGGACCACCUGUGAACUUUGGAUUUGAUGAGAUCAGAAAAGAUUCUGUCAUUUGCACAUGGAAUGCACCACUUGAUGAUGGUGGCAGUGAAAUUAUCAACUAUAUCCUGGAGAAAAAAGACAAUACCACAGAUGAAAUUGGUUGGGUUACUGUUACCUCAACCCAUAAAGGAUACAACUAUCCUGUUACCAAACUCAUUGAAGGAAAAGAGUAUAUUUUCAGAGUGACAGCCGAAAACAAAUUUGGCUGUGGACCACCAUGCUAUUCAGAGCCGCUUGUUGCAAAGAAUCAGUUUGAUCCUCCUGAUGCUCCAAAUAUGCCAAGAAUUGGAGAAGUCACUGCCAGCAGUGUUGCUUUGUCUUGGCAUGAACCUAAGGACAAUGGUAGUCCCAUCUUGGGAUACUGGAUUGAGAGACGUGAGGUCAACAGCAAGUACUGGACCAGAGUGAACCGCAAUCUUCAAAACUCCCUUGCAGUCAAGGUUGAGGGACUUUUAGAAGGCCUGGUGUAUGUCUUCAGAGUUUGUGCUGAGAAUCUUGCUGGCCCUGGAGAAUUCAGUGUCCCAACUGAUCCUGUGGUUGCAAUGGAUCCAAUUUUGCCUCCGGGUCCCCCUGUGCCAAGAAUUGUUGAUACUACAAAUACAACAGUUGAAAUUGCCUGGAUUCCUCCAUUAUACAAUGGUGGUGGAGAUAUUCUUGGAUAUCAUGUUGAGCGUUGCCUUGUUGGGGAGAAAGAAUGGAUUCGCAGCACUGAGUUCAGAUGCAAGGAAUGCAAGUACACCUUGACUGGCCUGACUGAGGGGGCAGAUUAUCACAUUCGUGUAUAUGCUGUAAAUGACGCUGGUCAUGGAGUCCCAGGAAUGACUGAACCAGUUCAAGUAAAAGAGCCUGAACUGGCCCCAGGAAUUGAGUUUGAUGUCUCUGUAAGGAAUGGAGUAAUUAUAAAAGCUGGAGAGACUCUGCGUAUACCAGCAUAUGUUGUUGGUAGACCAACACCAGAGGUGAAAUGGACAAAAGAUGAUGUUGAACCUGACAAAGAACGUGUUAUCAUUGAAACCGUUGGAAAUUGCAGCACUGUGUGUAUCAAGAAUGCUCUGAGAACUGACCAUGGCAAAUAUGAAAUAACAGGAACAAACUCCAGUGGAACAAAAUCUGCUUUUAUUAAGGUUGAUGUUAUGGAUGUUCCCGGACCAGUGGUUGAUCUGAAAACAGUGCAUGUGAGCAAGAAGAUGAUUUCCCUUACUUGGUCUGAUCCUAUUGAUAAUGGUGGAAGUGAUAUCAUGGGAUAUGUUGUUGAGAGAAAAGAUGCCAAGAUGCACAUAUAUAGGCAACCACUAGAAACUGCUUCAUGCAAAUGUGACAUUGUUGGCCUUCUUGAUGGUGAAGAAUAUAUGUUCAGAGUGGUUGCCAGAAACAAGUUUGGCCUUGGUGUCCCUGUUGAACUUGGACCUGUCCUAGCUGUGGAUCCUAAAGGUGUACCAUCUGCCCCAGAGAAGCUUCACUACACUGAAAGGACCAAGAACACUGUUACACUUGCUUGGCAGCCUCCUCGCAGUGAUGGAGGUUCUCCCAUCAGAGGCUAUUAUGUUGAAAAGAUGAGACAAGACAGUGAUGAAUUUGAUGUUGCCAAUCGUAAUAUCUGCAAGGAUCUUACAAUUACGCUAGAAAGUCUAAAUGAGAACAUGUUAUAUGACUUCAGAGUAAAGGCUGUCAAUGAGGUUGGCGAUGGUGAACCAUCAAAAUCAAUAAAUGUCCAUAUUCAAGAUGAUGAGUUUGCCCCAACUGUGAGUUUGUUGAAGUACUUCAAAAGCAAUACCAUACUUGUCAAGAAAGGAGCAGCCAUUGAAAUCCCUGCUGAAAUUGCUGGUCUGCCAUUGCCCACAUUUGAGUGGACAAAGAAUGGAGUUGUUCUUGAAAAUUCAACUGAGACCAUGACACUUGAAUCUGAGGAGAUUAACAGACAAACUAUCAAAACCAAGCUUGCCAUUCCUGAAACUAUAAGACAGGACACAGGCCUGUACAAGCUAGCUGCCAGAAAUAUUCUUGGGACAGGUCAACAAAUUAUCAGAGUUGAUAUUUUAGAUCGUCCAUUACCACCACGGAAUAUUGUGGUCUCUGAUAUUAAGGCUGAGUCUUGCUACCUCACUUGGGAUGCUCCAGAGGACAAUGGAGGAAGUGACCUCACCAAUUAUAUUAUUGAAAAGAGGGAUGCCAGCAAGAAGAAAUCAGACUGGGAGCAGCUGACAUGUUGUAUUAUGGACCGACGCUAUGGGGUCUACAAGCUUGAUACCUAUGGAACGUACCAGUUCCAGAUUAAAGCAGAGAACAAGUUUGGAGUCAGUGAUGGGUGUGAAUCAGAGAAAGUUGUCCUUAAGGAUCCAUAUGGUCUUCCUGGUCCACCCCAGAGACCAAGAAUCACUGGGCAUUCCCAGACAUCUAUGCUGGUAGCAUGGGAUCCUCCAAAGGACAACGGUGGAUCAACCAUUCAGGGGUACUGGCUUGAAAAGAGAGAGCGAGGAGCAGUGUACUGGAGCCGAGUCAAUAGGGCUCCUGUAACAAAGCCAGCUGUUAAAAGCUUAGAGUACAAUGUGCUGCAUCUCAUCGAAGGUACUGAGUACCAGUUCCGUGUAAUGGCACAAAAUGCUGCUGGUAUUGGUCCCCCAAGUGAAGCUACAGAAUGUGUGUUUGCCUUGGAUCCAAGAAAUCCACCGAGCCAACCACCUGCACCUCAAGUGAAAGACAAGACACUAAGCAGUGUAUCUCUAGCCUGGUCUCCACCAGAUAAGGAUGGUGGAAGCCCCAUUAAAGGCUAUAUUGUUGAAAUUCAGGACGAAGGCUCACAAGAGUGGCGAAGAGUGAAUGAACCUGAUAAGCUCAUUCUUACUCCAUAUUACACUGUGUCAGGGCUCAAAGAGAACAAGAAAUGUCGAUUCAGGAUAGUUGCUGUUAAUGCAGCUGGUGAGUCAGAGCCAAGUCCCAGAACUGCUGACAUCGUGGUACAAGAUAUCCUGGAGGAACCCGUUAUUAAAUUGGAGGUCUCCACUGAGGAGCUGCUUUCUUGUCAUGCUGGAACAACAAUUAAAAUCCCUGCCACCAUAUCAGGCAGACCUGUUCCUGUGGUCAAAUGGGAAUAUGAUGGAACUGCCCCAACAGAGACAAAGAAUGAGCAGCACACACUUCCAGUGGAUUCAAAGAUUUCAUCGACUGACACAACAACAGAAGUAACUAUCCCUGAGUGUAAGCUCAACCAUUCUGGACAGUACAUCAUUACUGCAUCUAACAAGGCUGGAACUAAAGUGGUUAAAGUCCGUGUAGUAGUACUUGAUUUGCCUGGGCCUCCAAAAGAUCUCAAAAUCACAGAUAUCACAAGAAGUACAUGCAGACUUACAUGGAAGCCUCCAGAUAAUGAUGGUGGUGAGAGAAUCAAGAGCUACUACAUUGAGAAGAAAACAGUUGAAGGAAAAGCCUGGACCAAGGUCAACCCUGCCUGUGCCAGUCAGUCCUUGGUAGUCCCAGACCUUUUUGAGGGUCAAGACUACUUGUUCCGUAUUAGAGCUGAGAAUCGAUUUGGUAUUGGACCGGCUUUGGAAACCUUCCAAAGGACAAGAGCAAAGGAUCCCAUCCGUCCUCCUGAUGCACCCACAAGAGUAAAAAUUGUUGACGUGUCCAAGGGGACAGUGACUUUGACUUGGAAACCACCAAAAAAUGAUGGUGGAUCCCCUGUAACUCACUACAUUGUAGAACGACUUUGGUGGGAUUCUAGUGGAGAGCAGAGAGAGUCCUGGAGACAGUGCAAUAGACGUGACAUUGAUACUACAACCUUCAAAGUGGAGGACCUCCAUGAGGGUGGGGAGUAUGAAUUCCGUGUCAAGGCUGUAAAUGAGGCCGGUGCAAGUAGACCAUCUUCUACUGCAGGACCCAUCACUGUUAAGGACCAGUCAAGGGCACCUUCAGUUGAGCUCGAAGAGUUCAUGGAAGUUGAGCAGGGUACAGAUAUUUACAUUAUCGCUAAGAUCAAGGGAUGCCCAUUCCCAAAUCUGACCUGGCAGAAAGCUCCACCCCACAGAAGUGAUGCCAAGGUUGAUGUUGAAUAUGAUGAACAUAUCAAUAAGCUUGUAACUGAUGAUAGCUGCACUCUGCUGAUCCAGCAGGGCAAGCGCUCAGACACUGGUCUCUAUACACUCACUGCCAGCAACAGCCUAGGCAAAGUCUCCAAAGAGAUGAGACUUAAUGUUCUAGGACUUCCGGGACCUCCUUCUGCACCAAUCAAGUUUGAGGAGAUUCAUGCUGAAAAUAUUACCCUGUCAUGGCUACCUCCUAUAGAUGAUGGUGGCUCUAAAAUCACAAACUACACCAUAGAGAGACGUGUCUCCAAUAGAAAAACAUGGAUUCCUGUGCCAGGUGCACCCAAAGAGCGCAUGUUUACAAUUGAGAGUCUAAUGCCUGGCCAUGAGUAUGUGUUCCGCAUCAGGGCACAAAAUAAAUAUGGAGUUGGUGAACCUCUUGACAGUGCACCAGAGAUUGCUAGAGACAUUUUCACUACUCCUGGCCAGUGUGAAAAACCAACCCUAUCAAGCAUUACAAUAGAUUCCAUGACUGUGAACUGGGAGGAGCCAGAAACCGAUGGUGGUAGUCCAAUUAUUGGCUACUGGCUUGAACGCAAAGAGACUACAUCAAAACGCUGGAGCAGAGUCACUCGUGAUCCAAUCAGGCCUAUGCCUUUUGGGAUUUCUUACAGAGUCACUGGACUGAUUGAAGGCUCUCAGUAUCUCUUCCGUGUGACUGCAAUCAAUGCAGCUGGAUGUGGACCUCCAAGUUUGCCAUGUGACCCAACAUUUGCCAGAGAUCCAAUUGCUCCUCCUUCACCACCAACACCCAAAGUUACUGACUGGACAAAGACAACAGCUGACUUGGAAUGGAUUCCUCCUCUAAAAGAUGGAGGCUCAAAGAUCAUGGGUUACUAUGUUGAAUACAAAGAGGAAGGCACAGAGGCAUGGGUUAAGGCCAAAGAAAAAGAAGUCAGAGGAACCAAAUUUGUAAUAACUGGGCUGAAAGAGAAUGGAUUUUACAAGUUUAGAGUUUUGGCCUUCAAUGCUGCUGGGCUAAGUGAACCAGGAGAAGUUGCUGAAGUUCUUGAAAUGAAGGACAGAAUAUUUGCUCCAGGACUUGAAAUGGAUGUCUCAAUGAAAGAGAGGAUUGUUAUUCAUGCAGGUGGCGUGAUCCGCAUCAUAGCAUAUGUGUCAGGCCUGCCUGCACCUGACAUAAUAUGGAACAGAGAUGGUGGAGUUGUCCCACCAGAGGCUGUUGUUGAGACUACAUCAAUCAGCACUUCAUUAGUAAUUAAGAAUUGCACAAGAAAGCAACAGGGUGUUUAUAGUUUAACAGCAAAGAAUGCUGGAGGAGAAGUGAAGAAGACAAUCAUUGUUGAGGUUCUUGAUGCUCCUGGUCCAGUUGGUAUACCGUUUAUUGCAGACAAUCUUAGUACUGACUCAUGCAAAUUGACAUGGUUCUUCCCAGAGGAUGAUGGUGGUUCUCCUAUAUCUAAUUUUAUAAUUGAGAAACGUGAAGCUGAACGUAAAGCUUGGACAUCAUGCUCAUAUAAUGCUGCUAGGCAAAAUGCUGUAGUUAAUAAUCUUAUUUUAGGAAAAGGAUACUUCUUCAGAGUUGCAGCUGAAAAUGCAGUUGGAGUUGGUCCAUUCCGUGAAACUGCAUGUGAAAUUAUCAUCAGGGAACGUCUAAGUGCACCAGACCGUCCAGAGGAAGUUGAGGUCACUGCUGUUACUAAAGACUAUAUUAAUUUAACAUGGAAGCCACCAAAGAAUGAUGGUGGAUGUGAAGUGACUUCAUACAUUCUAGAAGCACGCAUGAUUGGCAAGGACAAGUUUAUGAGAUUGACCAAAGAGAAAUUGUUGGACAGAAGAUUCACCUAUGAUGGUCUUCGGGAGGGUGAUACAUUUGAAUUCCGUGUGAGUGCAGUCAACGAGAUUGGUCAGGGCAAGCCAUCCUUCUGCACUAAACCAAUCACAUGCAAAGAUGAGCUUGAACCCCCAACAAUUGAAGUAGACUUCCGUGACAAAGUUAUUGUUCGUGUUGGAGAUAGUUUUGCUCUUCAAGGACGCUACACAGGCAAGCCGACCCCUUCUGUUACUUGGACAAGAGAUGAUGAGGAGUUGAAGGCAGAUCAACAUGUUCAGUUCAAGCAAACGACAAACACCAUGUGCCUUGGGAUUAUCAAGGCUCAGCGUAUGCACAGCGGCAGAUAUUGUGUUACAGUUGAAAAUUGUACUGGAGCCCGCAAAGGCAUUUGCAAUGUCACUGUUGUUGACCGUCCACUGCCACCUGAAGGUCCAGUUAUAUUUGAGGAAGUUCACAGAGAUCAUAUGGUAAUUUCUUGGAAGCCUCCCCUUGAUGAUGGUGGAUGUGAAAUUUCCAACUAUAUAAUAGAGAAGAGAGAUAUUAACAGAGACAUGUGGACCACUGUAACAUCUGCCAACACAAAAACCACCUGCAAAGUGCCCAAGCUUGUGGAAGGGCGUGUUUAUAUCAUGAGAAUCAGUGCUGAGAAUAUGUACGGCAUCAGUGACCCACUGGAGUCUGAAGAAAUGAAGGCCAAAGAUCAAUUCAGAGUACCUGAGGCACCUGAUGAGCCUACAGUUAAAGAAGUGUACCAUGACACAGCUCUGGUGCUUUGGAACCGCCCUCGUGAUGGUGGCAAGCCCAUUACUAACUACUUCUUAGAAAAGAAAGAACCUUCUGCUAAGAGAUGGUCCAGGGCAACUAGAGAUCCCAUCUACCCUGCUACCCAGUAUAGGGUACAAGAUCUCAUUGAAGGAUGUGAAUAUGAAUUCCGUGUCAUAGCAGAGAAUGAAAUUGGUACUGGAGAUCCUAGCCCUCCAUCUAAGCCUAUACUAGCAAAGGAUCCAAUUGUUCUGCCUAGCCCACCUGUUCUACCUGAGGUCACUGACAAAACAAAAGAUUCUGUGAGUCUGUCAUGGCGUGUUCCUCGCCAUGAUGGUAAAGGCAAAAUCUUUGGAUACCUUGUUGAGUAUCAGAAGCCUGGUGCAAUUGAAUGGAUGCAGGCCAAUGAGACACCAGAGUCAUGCCCUGAUACCAAGUUUGUUGUGAAAAACCUACCAGAUGGUGAAGAAUUCCGUUUCAGGAUUAUGGCUGUGAAUGCAGCUGGAAAAUCUGAGCCUGCUUAUGUAAAGGAACCAGUUAAAGUGCAUGACAGACUUGAGGAGCCAGAGUUGCUGCUGGAUGCAAAUAUGUCACGGGACCACCUUGCUAUGCUUGGAACAGAUAUCACACUAAGUGCUAAGAUUAAGGGCAUGCCAAUUCCCACUGUGUCUUGGAAUAAAAAUGGUGGCAAUGUUCCUGCUCAUUGUGUUAUUGAAGUCACAGCAAGUGGAAGUAAACUACAUAUAAAGAAAUGUACACGUGCUGACUGUGGAAACUAUACUAUAACCAUUCAAAAUGCAGCAGGCUCAAAGACAGCAACAUGCACAGUGCUUGUUCUAGAUAAACCAGGACCACCAAGAAAGCUCAUGGUGUCGGAUGUUACAAGUGAGUCAGCUUAUAUAACCUGGCAAAAGCCAGAAGAUGAUGGCGGUGCUGUGAUCUCUCACUACAUUGUGGAGAAAAAAGAUGUUGCAGCUGAGAAGUGGGUACCAGUCUGUGCCUCAUCCAAGAAGCUUAGCCUCAUGGCUUUAUACCUAAUGGAGGGUGUUCAGUAUUUAUUUCGUGUAGCAGCUGAGAACCAGUUUGGAAGAAGUACAUAUACUGAAACCACCAAGCCUACCAAGGCAGUUGAUCCUCUUUAUCCACCUGGCCCUCCCAAGAAUUUGCACCAUGUAGAUGCAGAAAAAACUGAAGUAUGGCUUGAAUGGGAUUGGCCUGAUCGCACUGGUGGAAGUGAAAUCACUGGAUUUAUUGUUGAGCAUCAAGAAGAAGGGGCCACUAAUUGGGUAACCUUUAAAACGGCCAGCAACACGAACUGCCAUGUUACUGGACUUGAAGAAGGAAAAACCUACAGAUUCCGUGUAAAAUCCCAAAAUGCAAUUGGAAUUAGCCGACCAGAUACCACUGUACCAAUUACUUGCCAGGAGAAGACUUUGGCACCAUCUAUUAACGUUGAUGUGAAGCUCAUUGAGGGUCUCACAGUAAAGGCUGGAAGCACAAUUAUACUCCCUGCAAUCAUGAAAGGAAUACCACUUCCAACACCCAAAUGGCUAAGUGAUGGCACUGAGCUGAAAUCAGAGGGCAAAUACAAGAUUGAUACUAAAGGAGCUUCAACAGUUCUAAGCAUUGCUGAUUGUGCAAGGACGGACAGUGGAGAAUAUUUACUUACUGUUUCAAAUCCUGCAGGAAGCAAGUCAGUUGCUCUUCAUGUAACAGUGCUUGAUCUUCCCGGUCCUCCAAUUGGACCUGUCAACAUCCUUACGGUUACUCCUGAUCACAUGGUUAUCCAGUGGCGUCCACCUAAGGAUGAUGGUGGCACACCACUGAUGAACUAUAUUGUUGAAAAGAAGGAUGUCAAGAAGUCUUGGGAACCAUGGUCUGUUGUGAGUUCUGGAAGUAUCAGCAACAACGCAAAGGUUCCACGUUUAGAGAAGGGUCGUGAAUAUAUUGUGCGUAUUCGUGCUGAGAACAAGAUUGGCAUUGGUGCUGCUCUUGAAAGUCCUCCGACUAUUGCCAAACAUAUGUAUGAUCCACCAGGCCCUCCUGGGCCACCAACAUGUUCAGAUAUUACAGAAAAUGCCGUGACAUUGUCGUGGACUAAACCAGAAACUGAUGGUGGAAGCCCAGUUAGUGGCUACAUUGUGGAACGCAGGGAGAUGACUGGUAAAUGGAUUCGUGUGAAUAAAACACCAGUCUUGGAUCUUCGCUACAGAGUCUCUGGUCUUUUUGAGAACAACAUAUAUGAAUUCAGAAUUUUUGCUGAAAAUGUUGCUGGUGUAAGUGAGCCUUCCUAUCCUUCAGACCAAAUAAAAGCUACACGCCCAAUUGCUCCUCCUGGACCUCCAAGUAACAUAAGACUGAAGGACUGGAGCAAGACUUAUGCAGAUUUGGUUUGGACCAAGCCUAACAGAGAUGGUGGCAGCCCUGUUUUAGGAUAUGUUGUUGAAAUCCAGAAAUCUGGUUCUGCACAGUGGGACAGGAUCAAUAAGGACCUUAUCAAGCAAUGUGCAUUCAGAGUCCCGGGACUUAUUGAAGGCACAGUGUACAGAUUCCGUAUUAGAGCAUCUAACAAAGUUGGAGAUGGGGAGCCACGAGAGCUAACAGAGACAGUACUUGCCAAAGACAUCCUUGUCCCCCCAGAGAUUACUGUUGAUGUUGCUUGCCGUGACCUUGUAACUGUUCGGGCAGGACAGAUCAUCAGCCUGGUCACCCGAGUUAAAGGCAGACCUGACCCUGAAAUCACAUGGACUAAGGAUGCAAGAGCCUUAGGCAGAGAUAAACGAACAGAAAUGAAUAACAACUUCCCAAUUGUUGAACUAGUCAUUCAGGAUGCUGUAAGAGGAGACUAUGGAAAAUAUGCAAUUCAAGCUAAAAACAGCAGUGGUCAAGCAAAUGCUACAAUCAUUGUUAAUGUGCUUGACAUUCCAGGAGCAUGCCAGAACUUGAAGGUUGCAUAUGUGACCAAGGAUUCCUGCAUGGUGUCUUGGGAAAAUCCAGAGGACAACGGUGGCACAGAAAUUACUAAUUACAUAAUAGAAUGCCGGCAACCUAGUCAAAGGGGAUGGACAGUUGUUUCAUCUGAUUGCACCAAACGUGUUGUAAAGGCUCCACUUGUGGAGAACUGUGAAUAUUUCUUCCGUGUUAGUGCAGAGAACAAAAUUGGUGCAGGACCACCAACAGAAACAAAAUCAGCAGUCCUUGCUGUUGACCCAGUUGAGAAACCUGGUGAGCCAGAGAAUUUCCAUAUUACUGAAAUUGGAAAAACCUUUGUCUUCCUUAAAUGGAAGAAGCCAGAGUAUGAUGGUGGUAGCCGCAAUCUUGCUUAUCAUAUAGAAAAGAAACCAAAAGAAGCAGAAGAAUGGGAAAGACUCCACAAAGGUGCUAUUAAAGAGACAUAUUUCAUGGCUGACAGAUGCAUAGAAAACCAAUUAUAUCAAUUUAGAGUUCAAACAAAAAAUGAAGGCGGAGAGAGCAACUGGGUGACUACAGCCGACAUUCUUGUAAAAGAGGAACUUGUAGUUCCUGUGCUACAUGUCAAGUUGGAAGGUGUUCUGGUAGUUAAAGCUGGAGAAUCAAUUCCAAUUGAGGCAGAGGUUAAAGGCAAACCACAACCAGAUGUCAAAUGGGCUAAAGAAGGGGACACUAAAGAUAUCAACAAAAGUCCUCGACUGCAGGUUGAGACUGGUGUCAACUUUUCUAAAUUCCUGCUAACAAAUGCAAAACGAGUAGAUGCUGGAAAAUAUACUGUUACUGCAACAAAUGCUGCAGGAACGUGUACAGCUGAGGCUAAAGUUAAUGUUCUUGACAGACCUGGACCUGUUAGAGGUCUCAAGGUGUCAGGAAUCUCGGUGGAUAGAUGUAAGUUGGAAUGGGAUGUACCUGAGGAUGAUGGUGGAUGUGAAAUUUAUAACUACAUCAUUGAGAAAUGUGAGACAAAGAGAGGUGUCUGGUCAAUUUAUUCUUCAGCUGUUAUAAAAAACUCUGCCAGUGUAACUCGUCUAAUUGAAGGAAAUGAGUACAUGUUUAGAGUAAGGGCAGAAAACAAGAUGGGGACUGGACCUGCUGUACAAACAGAGUCUUUUAUUGCAAGGAACCAGUUCAGUAGACCUGGUGCACCAGAUGCACCUGAGGUGACCAAAGUUUCAAAAGAUGAAAUGACAGUUGUAUGGUGCUCCCCUGAUAAUGACGGUGGAAAACCUAUCACUGGUUAUAUUCUAGAAAAGAAAGAAGAACAUGGCAUUAGAUGGGCACCAGUUAAUAAAUCUCCUAUUGCCAGUACGUGUUUGACCGUAACAGGUCUGUUGCCUAAUCAUGAAUACCAAUUCCGUGUAAAGGCUGAGAAUGAGGUUGGAGUUAGUGAUGCAAGCAAGCCAUCUCGAACAUUCACGGCAAAGGAUCCUGUUGGGCCUCCUGGUCCUGUUGGAAACUUAAAGGUGACUGAUAGUUCAAAAACAUCAAUCACACUUGGUUGGACAAAACCUACACAUGAUGGUGGAGCUCCACUCAUUGGAUAUGUAGUUGAGCUCAGAGUCAAGGGUACAGUCAAGAAGGGAGAAGAUGGAUGGAAGAGGUGCAACAUUGCUGCCCAGCUGAUUGGAACAGAGUUCACAGUAACAAGUCUGGAUGAGAAUCUUGAGUAUGAAUUCCGUGUUUCUGCACAAAACCAGAUAGGUCUGAGCAAGCCAACUAAUCUUGAGGGAGCUGUUUCUCCACGAGACAUUUUUGAUGCCCCUGAGGUUGUUUUGGAUGCUGAGCUGAAGAAAGGUCUUACUGUUAGAGCUGGGUGCCCAAUAAGAAUAGUUGCAACUGUCAGGGGACGUCCACCUCCCAAAGUGUUAUGGAGAAGAAUGGGAAUUGAUAAUGUUGUUAAGAAGGGUCAUGUGGAUCUCAUUGACACAAUGACAUUUCUUGUCAUCUCUGACACCACCCGUGAUGAUUCAGGCAAAUACUCACUCACCGUAACAAGUCCAGCAGGAGAAAAAGCUGUAUUUAUCAAUGUUAAAGUACUUGAUACACCUGGACCAGUUGUUGGUCUAGAAGCCAUGGAUAUUACAACGGUAUCUUGCAACCUAUCAUGGUCCCCACCUGAAAAUGAUGGUGGUAGUGAAGUCACUCAUUAUAUUGUUGAGAAGCGUGAAAUAGACCGCAAGACUUGGGCAACAGUUAAAACUGACUUAGAUAAAACAACAUUUAAUGUCAGCAAUCUUGUACCAGGAACAGAAUAUUACUUCAGAGUUACUGCAGUGAAUUUAUAUGGUCCAGGUGUUCCAAAGGCCACACAGAGAUCGUAUCUGGCUUCUGAUCCUAUCAGUAAACCUGAUCCACCACAGAAGGUAGAUGUUUUGGAGAUCACUAAGAACAGUGCCAAGGUGGGCUGGGUGAAACCAAUGAGGGAUGGUGGAGCUAAGAUUGAUGGCUACAUAGUUGACUACCUUGUGCUUCCUGAGCCCAAAAUAAUCAAGGAACCAUUGGGGGGUGAAAGUGAGGUAGAGCCUGGUGCCCAGCCUGUGUCCCCAUCACCACCAGUGGUGAAGAAGGAAGAAAUACAGGAGGAAAAGGAAGAAUGGACAUCAUAUAGCAUUGUGAAAGAUUUAUGUAUCUCUGUUGUUGGACUGAAAGAAGGAAGGAAAUAUCGCUUCAGAGUGGCUGCACGAAAUGCCAUGGGAGCUAGUCUUCCCACUCAAACCAAAGAAGCAUAUGAGAUUAAAGAACAAAUGUUGGAACCCAAGGUUAUCAUGUCAGAGUUUGUAUCUGCAAAAGCAGGAGCAAAAGUUAGAGUUGAGGCUCUUGUAUCUGGCAAGCCAGCACCUGUGUGCCAGUGGAAACGAGCAGAUGCCAAUGUGGUCCCCUCAAGCCGCCUUGCAGUACACAAAUCCCAGAACUUGUGUGUGCUCAUCAUCAAAGAUGUCUCAAGAACAGAUAGUGGUCAGUAUAGCCUUGUUGCAGAGAACAGCUCAGGAAAGGUGGAACAAGUUCUUAAGAUUGUCAUUAAAGAUAUUCCUGGACCACCUGAACCCCCAUUUGCAAUAAGUGACAUUGACUCUGAUGCUUGCACACUGUCUUGGAACCCACCACUUGAGGAUGGUGGUAGCAAUAUCACAAACUAUGUGGUUGAGAAAUGUGAUGUGAGCAGAGGUGACUGGGUUACUGCUCUUUCCAGCUGUGGCAAGGCUGGCUGCAGACUUGGUAAACUUAUUCCUGGAAAGGAGUAUAUGUUCCGUGUUCGUGCAGAGAACCGUUUUGGAAUUUCUGACCCCAUUACUUCUGAGAGGAUGAUAGCUAAAUUUCCAUUUGAUGUUCCUGGUGAACCCUUGAAUUGUCGAAUUACAAAAAUAAACAAGGACUGCAUGUUUGUGGCUUGGGAUAAGCCAGAGUCAGAUGGUGGCAGCCCCAUUACUGGAUAUUACAUUGAGCGAAAAGAAAGGAACAGUCUCUUAUGGGUUAAGGCUAAUGAUUCAGUUGUACGAACAACUGAAUAUCCUUGUGCUGGUAUAAUUGAAGGCCUAGAAUACAAUUUCAGAGUAUCUGCUAUUAACCGUGCAGGACAGGGAAAACCAAGUGCAAAGACUGAUUUCGUCACAGCAAGAACACCAGUGGAUGCUCCAGGUAAACCAGAGGUACUUGAUGUGACCAAAAAUACAGUUUCACUGGUUUGGUCCAAGCCAAAGCAUGAUGGUGGAAGCAAGAUCAUAGGAUACUAUGUUGAAGCCUUGAAGAUUCCCGGAGACAAAUGGCUGCGCUGCAACACAAGCAGUCAGAAUGUACCCCGGGAAGAGUAUACUGUAUCUGGAUUGGAAGAGGGUGCCCAGUAUCAGUUUAGGGUUAUUGCAAAAACAGCCAUUAACAUUAGCAGGCCAUCUGAAGUCAGUGACCCUAUUCUGGUGUCUGCAGAGAAUGUUCCUCCCAGAAUAGAACUGUCAAUACAGAUGAAGAAGAUGGUGCCAAAGAGAGCUGGAUCAGAUAUCUGUCUUGAAGCUGAGGUUUUUGGUAAACCUAUGCCAAAGGUUACAUGGAGCAAGGAUGGAAAAGUGUUGAGCAUGGAUAAAGACAUGAAAAUGUCACAAAAGAGACACCUAUUUUGUCUAAAUCUUACUGCAGUUACAAAACUCCAUACCGGGCAGUACAGCAUUCUUGCUGAGAAUGCAAGUGGGUCGAAGACAGCAGACAUACAGCUCACAGUUUUGGAUGUGCCUGGUCCACCUGCCUCUAUCAAGUUAGAUGAGGUAUUUUCUGAUCAUGUCAAAUUAAGCUGGACAGCUCCACAUGCAGAUGGUGGUUCACCAAUUACAAACUACAUUGUGGAUAAACGUGAGUCAAGCCGAGCUAAUUGGGCCCAGGUUUCUGCUAAAAUCAGCCGUGAUAUAACCGAGUUUUGUGUGGAAAGGCUGAUAAUGGGUCAUGAAUACCAAUUCAGAGUACGUGCUGAAAACCGAUAUGGUGCUGGUGAUGCCAUCCACUCAGAUCCUGCUGUUGCAAAGGACCCUUUCACUGUUCCUGGACAAUGUGAUCCACCGAUUGUCACAAAUAUCACGAAGGAGAAAAUGACUGUAAGCUGGAAGGAACCCUCUGAUGAUGGCAACUCUACCAUUCUUGGAUAUAUUGUUGAGAAGCGUGAGACUAAAGAAAUUAACUGGACAAAACUGAAUAGGAAGCCAUUACUUGAAAGGUCACUUGAAGUUGGAGCUCUCUCAGAAGGGGCUCAAUAUGAGUUUAGAGUUAUUGCAGUUAACAAAGCUGGUCUUGGAAAACCUAGUGAGCCAUCAAAUUCUGCUGCUGCAGUUGAUCCUAUUUAUCCUCCUGGACCACCAAUUUCCCCAAAGGUUACAGACACAAGUAACAGCACUAUUAGCUUAUCUUGGACUAAACCUGCAAAUAAUGGUGGAAGUGAAAUUUUGGGAUAUCUAGUUGAAUGCAAAAGAACAGAUGCAACAGACUGGAUCAGAUGCAAUGUCCCAAAGAAUCUACAUGACACACACUAUGUUGUCACUGGACUCUUGGAGAAAUCAGAAUAUCAACUACGUGUUAGUGCUGUGAACAAAGUUGGCUUUAGUCAGCCAUGUGAAGUCCCAGAUAAACAUGUUGCAAAGGAUGUGUUUGUUGCACCUGAGGCAGAACUUGAUGCAGAAUUGAAGGAUUUGUUGGUGCUUCAGGCUGGUGCUCGAAUGAAACUUCAUGCCAAAAUCAAAGGCCGACCAAUUCCAAAGGUCACAUGGGCCAAGAUGAAUACCAACAUAAAGGACAGACAGGGCAUCAUCAUUAAAGUCACAGACACUGAAACAAUGGUUUAUGUUGAAAGAGUUAAUAGAUAUGAUGCAGGGAAAUACAUUCUCAACCUUGAUAGUGUCAGUGGCAUGAAGAUGUACACAGUUGUUGUUAAGGUUCUUGAUACCCCAGGCCCACCACUAAACCUGAUGGUAAAGGAGACAUCAAAGGACAGUGCAUCUAUCAUGUGGGAUGAACCACUAAUUGACGGUGGAAGUGAAAUUACAGGUUACAUAGUAGAAAAACGUGAUGCAGAGAGAAAAGCAUGGUCCACAGUUUCCAGCUGUAAUAAAACAUCUUUCAAGAUUGAGGACCUGGAGCCUGGUAGAUCCUACUACUUUAGAGUAAUGGCUCAGAAUAAGUAUGGUACUGGUGAACCUGGUGAAGCAGCAGAUGCUGCCAGAGCCUCUGAACAACCUGGACCAGUCUUGGACUUUAAGGCCUUGCUAGUAACUAGAGAUUCAUGCACACUUUCUUGGAAGAAACCAGUUACUGAUGGUGGUAGCCGCAUAAUUGCAUAUGUGCUUGAAGUUCUUAAUGGUGAGGACAAAUGGAAGGAGCUUCUAAGAUCCAAGAACAUGCAAUAUAGUGCUAAAGAUCUUGUUGAAGGAAGGGAAUACAAAUAUAGAGUAAUGGCAACCAACGAUGCAGGUGAUGGUCCAGUGAAGGAGCUUUCCAUUGUGGCAAAGGAUGUUAUUGUUUCUCCCAGCUGUGAUUUACGGGCUUUGCCAAACUUGAACUACAUUGCAAAAGAAGGAAGCACUGUUCGAGUCAAAAUUCCCAUCAUUGGUAAACCUGUACCAGCAGUCUCAUGGAAGAAGGGUGAAGAUGAAAAUUUGACUGAAACUGGAAGAGUCUGUGUGGAAUCGACUGCUGUUAAUACAACUCUCUUGAUUCGGGACUGCCAGAGGAGUGAUGCUGGAAAAUAUACCAUUACGCUACGUAAUAAUGCUGGAUCGAAAGAAUCCUCUAUAUUUGUUAGAGUCGUUGGCAAGCCAGGAAUUUGUACAGGACCUAUCAAGUUUAAGGAAGUAACAGCCGAUGGAGCUACUUUAAAAUGGGGUGCUCCUAAAGAAGAUGGAGGGUCAGAGGUCACCAACUACCUUCUAGAGAAACGUGAUUCCAUUACCAAUAUGUGGGUAACUGUUUCCUUAGCAGUGGACACAAACAGUUAUAGAGUGGCUGGUCUUUAUGAAGGAACAGAAUAUAUCUUCAGAGUUUCUGCAGAAAACAAAUAUGGAGUUGGAGAAGGUCUUAAAUCUGAACCUAUGGUUGCCAAGCAUCCAUUUAACGUCCCUGAUGCUCCACCUCCACCACAAAUCUUGAGCAUGCGUCAUGACUCAGCAACACUGGCUUGGUCUGAUCCACGAAAAACGGGCGGUUCACCAAUUACUGGAUAUCAUGUGGAAUUCAAGGAAAGAAACAGUAUGUUAUGGAAAAGAGCUAACCCAGCACCUUUAAAAAUGAAAGACUUCAAAGUAACAGGUUUAACUGAGGGCUUGGAAUAUGAGUUUAGAGUAAUGGCUAUAAACUUGGCUGGUGUUGGCAAGCCAAGUCCUCCGACUGAGCCAAUGGUUGCUUUGGAUCCUAUUGAUCCUCCUGGUAAACCUGAUGUAAUCAGCAUCACAAGAAGUACUGUAACACUUCAAUGGACCGAACCUCAGUAUGAUGGUGGACACAGACUAACAGGUUACGUUGUUGAGAGACGUGAUCUUCCUGCGAAGUUCUGGGUGAAAGCCAACCCUGUAAACGUUGUGGAAUGUGCAUAUACUGUGGCUAACUUGCAGGAAGGUUGCAAGUUCGAAUUCAGGAUCAGAGCCAAGAAUUCAGCUGGGGCAAUAAGUCCACCAUCUGAACAAACAGAUACUCUUUUAUGCACUGAUGAAUAUGCUGCACCAUCCAUUAUUAUUGACCCCACAGUAAAGGAAGGGCUUACAGUCAAAGCUGGAGACACAAUAGUUAUCAAUGCAACAAGUAUUUUGGGAAAACCUUCACCAAGUUCAAUCUGGUCAAAAGGAGGAAAGUAUUUCAAGCCAUCAGAUAUAUGUCAGAUUGAAACUACUCCUACAUCCUCUACUCUGUUUAUCAAAUAUGCAAGCAGAAAAAAUUCAGGGGAUUAUACCAUUACAGCCAGCAAUCCAUUUGGUGUCAAAGAAGAGAAUGUCAAGGUAAAGGUGUUGGAUGUCCCUGGGCCCCCAGGACCAAUUGAAGCAAGUGGCAUAUCAUCUGAAAAGGUUACCUUGACCUGGGCACCACCUAAUGAAGAUGGUGGAUCUGCAAUUAAAAAUUACAUUCUAGAAAAGAGGGAAACAAGCCGUCUUCUUUGGACAAUUCUUGCAGAAAAUGUUAUUGAUUGUCAUUUUGUUGCAAAUAAACUAAUCCAAGGGAAUGAAUACAUAUUCCGUGUAGCAGCUGUCAACCAUAGUGGAUCUGGUGAUUUUUCACAUUCAGAGCCUGUAAAGAUGGUGGAUAACUAUGGUCCCCCAGGCCCUCCAGCAAGACCAGAAGUGGAACAGAUUGGAGGCAGGACUGUUACAAUUAAAUGGAAGAGACCCGCUGAUGAUGGAGGCAGUGAUAUCACAGGCUAUACGGUUGAGAAAAAAGAAAGAAAGGGCAUAAGGUGGUCAAGAGCAUCAAAGAAGACUGUACCUGACCUUCAGUUCGAGGUGCAAGGUCUCACAGAAGGAGAAGAAUAUCAAUUCAGAGUAACUGCUGAAAAUAAAGCUGGCUUUGGGGAACCGAGUGAGCCAUCACAACCUGUUAGAACAAAGGUCAUGGCAGUUGUACCUGGACCCCCAGUGAACCCAAGAGUGACAGAUACAACAAAGAAAACAGCUGAACUGCAUUGGGGCAAACCUCUUAAUGAUGGUGGCAUGCCUGUUACAGGAUAUACUGUUGAGCAUAAAAAGGAUGGAGAAGAGACAUGGGUAAAAGAUACAACUACACCUUUAAUGAUCACAGAAUUUGUUGUUCCAAACCUGGAGACUGGAGCAAAGUAUCAUUUUAGAAUUAGUGCCAUGAAUGCAAUGGGAGUUGGGGAGCCAGCACAAACAGUAGACCUUACUCAAAUAAUCGAAUGUGAAGUAAUCCCAGACCUGGAGCUUGAUAUUGAAUUGAGAAGAACACUAGUUGUCAAAGCUGGAUGCUCUAUUCGCAUAUUUGUUCCAAUUAAAGGCCGCCCAAUUCCAUCUGUUACUUGGUCAAAGGAGGAGACUGCACUAAAAACCCUUGCAAACAUUGACAAUACAGAGUCUUACACUCUUUUAGUCAUUCCGGAUUGCAACAGACAUGAUGCUGGAAAAUAUGACUUAACAUUAGAGAAUGCUGCUGGAAAGAAGACUGCUUAUGUGAAUGUUAAAGUUUUGGACUCUCCAGGGCCACCUAUCAAUCUUAAACCAAAAGCCAUUGACAAGGAAAGCAUUACACUUCAGUGGGAACCACCUCUAAUUGAUGGUGGCGCAAAGAUUACUAAUUACAUCAUUGAAAAAAGAGAAGCUACUCGAAAAGCUUAUGCUGCUGUUGUAACAAAAUGUGCUAUGUGUUCUAUAAGAAUUCCAAAUUUGUCAGAGGGGUCAGAAUAUUAUUUCAGAGUAUUUGCAGAAAAUGAAUUUGGAAUUGGUGAAUCAGUAGAAACCCUGGAUCCCAUCAGAGCAUCUCAAGCACCAAGUCCCCCAGAAAUGGUCACAAUUACUGAUGUUACCAAAAACUCAGCUAGUCUUGCUUGGACCAAACCAAAACAUGAUGGUGGAAGCAGAAUAACUGGGUAUGUUAUUGAAGCUCAGAAAAGAGGAACAGACCAGUGGGCUCAUGUGACCACUGUAAAGACUUUAGACUUUACUGUAAAGAACUUAAAUGAAAAUGAGGAGUAUGUAUUCCAUAUCAUGGCUGUUAACUUGUCGGGCAGAAGCCAUCCUCGUGAAAGCAAGCAUGUCAUUAUAAGAGAACAAAGCACAGAACCAGAAUUUGACUUGCGGGGUAUCUGCAAGAAGACGGUCAUAGUAAAGGCUGGAGAUAACAUAAAGGUAGAGGUACCUGUAAUUGGGCGUCCUAAACCAACAGUAACCUGGCAAAAAGAUCAUCAAGCUCUCAAGUUAACGCAAAGGACAAUGGUUGAAAAUACCUCUACUUCUACUAUCUUGACUAUAAAUGAAUGUUUGAGAAGUGACACUGGAGUGUAUACAAUUACAGGGAAAAAUAUAGUUGGUUCAGUUACUGAGAACAUCAUAAUCAAAGUGCAUGAUGUUCCUGGACCACCCAGGGGACCAAUAAAACUAGACAAAAUAUCUCGUAAUUCCAUUGAGUUCUCUUGGGAUCUACCCGAAAAUGAUGGAGGUGUACCAAUUAAUAACUAUGUCAUUGAAAUUAGAGAAACUACUACUCAGAAUUGGACAGAACUCUCUUCCAUGGUCAUUCGGUCAACAUUUAAAGCAACUCAUCUAACAACAGGGGUGGAAUACCAAUUUCGUGUAAAGGCCAAAAAUAGAUAUGGUGUAGGACCUCCAAUCACAUCAGAAGCUGUAGUUGCAGCGUUUCCAUUUAAGGUGCCUGGGCCACCAGGCACUCCUAAAGUUGUUGAAUUCACAAAGGACACAAUGACAGUUGGUUGGAAUGAGCCAGUUAAUGAUGGGGGAAGUGAAGUUAUUGGAUAUCAUGUUGAAAGAAAGGCGAGGAACAGCAUUGUCUGGCAUAAAAUUAGCAAAGCUCUUGUAGUGGGAAACCUUUUCAAAACAACUGGUCUGGAGUCUGGCACUGCAUACGAGUUCCGUGUGAUGGCUGAAAAUGUAGCAGGAAUUGGAAAACCAAGCAAAGUAUCUGAGCCCAUGCUUGCUCUUGAUCCAGUGGAUCCACCCGGUCAGCCUUUACCAAUCUCUGUGUCCAAAAAUUCAAUCACAAUUAAGUGGACAAAGCCAGAAUAUGAUGGUGGGUUCAAGAUUACAGGUUAUAUUGUGGAAAAAAGAGAUCUACCAGCUGGGCGCUGGAUAAGGGCCAACUUCACAAACAUUAUUGAAACAACCUUUACUGUUAGUGGCUUAAGCAAAGAUGCAUCCUAUGAAUUCCGUGUGUUUGCAAGAAAUUCAGCUGGUGCUAUUAGCAACCCAUCAGAUGUAUCAGAUCAAAUAAUUUGUAAAGAUGACUUUGAAGAACCAAAAAUUAUGGUUGAUGCAAAAUUUAAGGAUGUUUUGCUUGUUAGAGCAGGAGAAGCCUUCAGACUUGAUGCUGAUGUUACAGGUCAGCCACUGCCAUCUAUGGUUUGGACCAAAGAUGGAAAGGACAUUGAAAACACUUCUAAACUACAGAUCAAAUUGACUGACCUCUCUGCUUUUUUGGUUAACAAGGACUCCCUUAGAAAAGAUGGAGGUCAGUUUGUUCUGACAGCUACUAAUGUGGGUGGAUUUGCUAAACACGUAUUCAAUGUUAAAGUCCUUGAUAGACCAGGACCACCUACAGGACCUCUUAUGGUUUCAGAUAUCACAGCAGAAAAAUGUGUGCUUAAAUGGGCUCCACCUGAAGAUGAUGGUGGGGCAAACAUUGAACACUAUGUAAUUGAAAAACGUGAGUCAAGCAGACUUGCCUGGACAAAUGUGGCAACAGAAUUGCAAGUUACACAGUACCAGGUAACAAAACUGCUCAAAGGAAAUGAAUACAUUUUCAGAGUCAUGGCUGUUAAUAAGUAUGGAGUUGGUGAAGCCCUUGAGUCUGACCCAACAAUUGCAGACAACCCUUAUGUUCCACCUGAUCCUCCACAAAUGCCUGAGAUUACAGCUGUCACAAAGGAUUCAAUGGUGAUUUGCUGGAGAGCUCCUGCAAAUAAUGGUGGAAGCGAAAUCACUAACUAUGCCAUUGAGAGAAGAGACAGAAUUGGUUUACGCUGGGUAAAAUGCAACAAGAAGAAGGUAACUGACUUGCAUUUCAAGGUAACUGGACUUGUUCCAGGACAUGAAUAUGAAUUCAGAGUUUUUGCAGAGAAUGUAGCUGGACUCAGUGCACCAAGUCCUUCAAGUCCCUACACAAAGGCCACAGACACACUGUUCAAACCAGGCCCACCUGGUAACCCAAGGGUUUUGGACACAUCGAGUUCGUCUAUCACACUUGCAUGGAAUAAACCAGGGUAUGAUGGUGGUUCUGAAGUCACUGGAUAUAUUGUUGAGACCUGUUUACCUGGAACUGAAGAGGAAGAAUGGAAAAUUGUCUCUCCUAAAGAAGGACUGAAAGCAACAUCAUUUAGUAUAACAAAUCUUAAGGAGAAUCAGGAAUACAAAAUAAAUAUUUCAGCUGUUAACAGUGAGGGUGUUGGAGAAGCAGCAUCUGUUCCCGGUUCCCCUAAAGCUGAAGAAAGACUCUUACCACCAGAAAUUGACCUUGACGCUGACCUCCGUAAGGUUGUGAACAUUAGAGCAUGUAACACCUUAAGGCUAUUUGUGCCAAUUAGAGGAAGGCCAACUCCAGAGACCAAAUGGUCAAGAGAGAAUAAUGAACCUUUGGAUAAAGCUACAAUUGAGAGUACAUCAUCUUUCACAUCUUUGGUAGUUGGAAACGUAAAUAGAUUUGACAGUGGCAAAUAUAUUUUGACAGUGGAGAACAGCUCAGGAAGUAAAUCAGUUUCUGUGACUGUUAGAGUUCUAGAUUCACCAGGUGCACCGCAAAACCUCCAAAUCAGCAAAGUUACCAAAGAAUCUGUCUCACUUGUAUGGGAUCCUCCACUGAAUGAUGGUGGGACAAAGAUAAAGAACUACAUUGUUGAAAAGCGUGAAGCAACAAGAAAGGCCUAUGCUACAGUUAACUCUAAUUGUCAUAAAACAACAUGGACUGUUGAUCCGCUUCAAGAAGGGUGCAAUUACUACUUCAGAGUACUGGCAGAGAAUGAGUAUGGUAUUGGUCUCCCUAUUGAGACCAGUGAAUCAGUCAAAGUAUCAGAAAAACCACUUCCUCCAGGAAAAAUUACACUUCAGGAUGUUACAAAGACAAGUGUCACACUGUCAUGGGAGAAGCCUGAACAUGACGGAGGAAGUAGAGUGGUUGCAUAUGUUUUGGAGAUGCAGAGUAAAGCCAGUGAGAAAUGGACACAGGUCAUGAUUGUCAAGGUACCAGAGGCAAUUGUUUCGGGCCUUACACCUGGUGAAGAGUACAUGUUCCGUGUUUCAGCCAGAAAUGAAAAAGGCACCAGUGAUCCUCGACAAAUUGGUGUUCCAGUGAUUGCCAAAGAUCUUGUAAUUGCCCCUUCUGCCAAAUUGUUAUUUUCAACAUUUACUGUUCUUGCUGGAGAGGAUUUGUCAAUAGAUAUUCCAUAUAUUGCUCGACCCAAAGCUGCAGUCUCUUGGGUGAAGGAUGCUACACCUCUAAAGCGAACAAGCAGGGUUAGCUUCACUUCCACAGAAAACCAAUUGAAUCUUGUAAUCAAAGAGUCAUGUAGAGAUGAUGUUGGCCAGUAUAGCAUCAAACUUUCAAACACAGCUGGUGAGACAUCAAUGAAUAUAGGAGUAGUUGUCCUUGACAAACCUGGCCCACCAGUUGGCCCAGUGAAUUUUGAAGCAGUAACAGCUGACAGUGUUACUAUUUCAUGGAAACCACCAGAGUAUGAUGGAGGCUGCACCAUUAAGAACUAUGUGGUGGAGAAAAGAGACACAUCCACAACAAACUGGGUAGUUGUAACAGCAAAUCUAGCCAGAACCAAGGUUAAAGCUGGAAGACUAAAAACAGGCAAUGAAUAUCAAUUUAGAAUCACUGCUGAGAACAGAUAUGGCAAAAGCCCUUUACUUGUCUCAGAGUGUGUUAUUGCACAGUAUCCAUAUAAGCUUCCAGGACCACCUGGAACACCCUUCAUUCAUUCCUCAACCAAAGAAAGUAUGGUUGUGAUGUGGAAUGAACCUGUUAUUGAUGGAGGAAGCACAAUUUUGGGUUACCAUCUUGAACGUAAAGAAAGAAACAGCAUUCUUUGGGUCAAGCUUAAUAAGACUAUAAUCCAGGACACAACAUACAAGACCACAGGCCUUGAGGUAGGCCUUGAAUAUGAAUUUAGGGUGUAUGCUGAGAACAUUGUUGGUAUUGGAAAGGCAAGCAAAAUAUCAGAGGGACAUUUUGCUCGAGAUCCUUGUGAUCCUCCUGGUACACCCGAAGCAGUUAAAAUUACAAAGAACUCCAUCACUAUUAUGUGGACUAAACCUGAGUAUGAUGGUGGAAGCAAGGUCACAGGGUAUAUUGUUGAAAAGAAAGAAUUACCUGAAGGACGUUGGCUGAAAGCAAACUUUACCAACGUAAUUGAAACAGAGUAUAGUGCCACAGGUCUGACAGAAGACCAGAAAUAUGAGUUUCGAGUUAUUGCAAGAAAUGCCUCAGGAGUUUUUAGUGAUCCUUCAUAUAGCACAGGGCCCAUUACUGCGAAGGAUGAGAUUGAACCCCCUCGCAUCAGCCUGGACCCACAUUACACCCAGGCAAUUGUUGUAAAUGCAGGAGAAUCAUUUAAAAUUGAUGCAGAUGUACAUGGAAAACCAAUACCAACAAUUCACUGGAUGAAGGGAGAUCAAGAACUUGGAAACACUAUACAUCGUGAAAUUAAGAACACGACCAAAUCUGCAUGCUUGUCCGUAAAAGAGUCCAAGGUUGCUGAUGGUGGCCAGUACACGCUACUGCUAAGGAAUCCAGGAGGUGAGAAAGCUGUCCAUGUCAAUGUCAAUGUUCUAGAUAAACCUGGGGCACCCGAGGGUCCCAUAUCCAUUACAGGGGUAACCAGUGAACAAUGCUACCUUGCAUGGAAACCCCCAAAGCAGGAUGGUGGGAGCACAAUCACUCAUUACAUUGUUGAGAGAAGAGAGACAAGCAGACUUAUCUGGACUUUGGUUGAAUCCAAAGUUCCAGCUGAAAUGUUGAAAGUUACAAAACUCCUUGAAGGCAAUGAAUAUAUAUUUAGGGUUUUUCCAGUAAAUAAAUUUGGAGUUGGUGAAGCACUUCAGUCUGAUCCAGUCCUUAUUAAAGAUCCAUUUAUGCUACCUGAUGCUCCAAAGGGAAUAGAGGUCUCUGAUAUAAAGAAAGACUCAAUGGUAUUAAGUUGGGAAGCACCGUCAAGUAAUGGUGGCACUCCUGUCACUGGAUAUAUAAUUGAAAAACAUGACAAGGAGAGUGUUAGAUGGAUCAGAUGCAAUAGGAAAAUGGUCACAAACCUAACCUACAAAGUCACUGGGCUUCUUGAGGCCCACCUCUAUGAAUUUAGAGUCGCAGCUGAAAAUUCUGUUGGAGUUGGUGAGCCUAGUUCAGCAACGGUAUUCUAUAAAGCUCUGGAUCCUGUGUUCAAACCAGGUCCUCCACAUAAUCCUAAAGUUAUAGACACAACCAAAUCAUCUGUGUCACUUGCAUGGGGGAAACCUAUUUAUGAUGGUGGAUGUGAAAUCCAGGGAUAUAUUGUUGAAUCCUGUGAGGUAAAAGCACCAGUAGAGGAGGUGAAACCUGCUCAGGAAAUUGAAGUUGCAGAGGUUGUGGAUGAAGAAUGGACUAUGUGCACCCCAGCAACUGGUGUUAAGUUAACAUGUUUUACAGUAGAAAAUCUAAAAGAAAAACAGACAUACAAGUUCAGAGUAUGUGCAGUUAACAAAGUUGGUGUUGGUGAACAUGCAGACAUUGCUGGUCACAUUCAACCGGAAGACAAGACAGAGGAGCCAGAUCUUGAUAUUGAUCCUGAGUUUAGAAAGAUUGUCAGUAUUAAAGCUGGAGGAUCUCUACGAGUUUUUGUUCCCAUUAAAGGACGCCCUGUACCACAAAUUAAAUGGGAGAAGGAUGAUGGCCCCAUUAAAGAGACAGCACAAAUUGAAGUCACAAGUUGUCACACUUCUCUUGUGAUUGAUAAAAUAAAUAGACAGGACAGUGGAAAGUACUCCGUGAUUGCAGAAAACUCAUCUGGUGUAAAGUCUGCGACCAUCAUUGUGAAAGUUCUUGAUACUCCUAGUGCUCCAGUUAACCUUAAAGUUCAAGAAAUUACAAGAGAGUCUGUCACUCUUUCAUGGGAACCUCCUACAUUGGAUGGAGGUGCUAAGAUCAAAAACUAUAUUGUUGAAAAACGUGAAACUACAAGGAAAACCUUCUCUGCUGUUGUAACAAAUUGCCAUAAAUUGACAUGGAAAAUUGAACCACUUCAAGAAGGCUGCUGUUACUAUUUCAGAGUCCUUGCAGAAAAUGAGCAUGGUAUUGGAAUACCUGCAGAUAUUACCGAUCCUUUGAAAGUAUCAGAAGUGCCACAAUGCCCUGGAAAAUUAAGUGUUGUAGACAAUACAAAAACAAGUGUCUCUCUUGCUUGGGAAAAACCACUGCAUGAUGGUGGCAGUAGAAUUCUUCAAUACCUUGUUGAAAUGCAAGUGAAAGGAAAUGAAAAAUGGUCUGGUUGUGCAAACGUAAAAACAUUAGAAGCUGUUAUUAAUAAUUUAAACCCAGGUGAGGAGUACACUUUCAGAGUAACUGCUAUUAAUGAAAAAGGAAAGAGUGACCCAAGAAUUCUGGCAGUGCCUGUACAAGCAAAGGAUCUAGUUAUCGAACCAGAUGUUAGGCCUUCAUUUAACAAUUACAGUGUUCUUGUUGGUAAAGACCUGCAAGUUGAAAUUCCAAUUUCUGGACGCCCUAAACCAAAGGUGACAUGGAUAAAGGAUGGGGAAGCUCUUAAAUUCACAACAAGAGUGAACAUUUCAAAUACACCGCAUAGUACAAUUCUUAGCAUCAAGGAAGCUGCCAGAGAGGAUGGUGGCAUGUAUGGAAUCAAUGUUUCAAAUAUUCUGGGGCAAAAAGAUGCAACAGUCGAAAUAAUCACUCUUGACAAACCAGGACCACCAACUGGCCCUGUAAGAUUUCUUGAGGUAACGGUAUCAAGUGUUACACUGUCAUGGGAACCUCCAAAGUACACUGGUGGUUGUCCAAUUUCAAAUUACAUUGUACAAAAGAGAGACACAACUACCAAUACUUGGGAGAAUGUUGCAGUUUCUGUUGCAAGAACAACACUGAAGGUCUCCAGACUAAAAACUGGGGUGGAGUAUCAGUUUAGGAUUAUUGCUCAAAACAGAUAUGGCAAAAGCUAUGCUUUAGAAUGUCCAGCUGUUGUUGCCCAGUACCCAUAUAGAGAACCAGGCCCACCUGGUACUCCAUUUGUGUCAUCUUUGUCCAGAGAUCACAUGGUUGUAGAGUGGCAUGAGCCUGUUGUAGAUGGAGGCAGCAACAUUAUAGGAUAUCACCUUGAAAGAAAAGAAAGGAACAGUAGCCUUUGGACAAAGAUAAACAAGAGCUUGAUUCAAGAAACAAAAUUCAAAACCUAUCCUUUGGAAGAGGGAAUUGAAUAUGAGUUCAGGGUCUAUGCAGAAAAUAUUGUUGGCAUUGGUCGAUGCAGCAAAAUCUCAGAGGGGUAUGUGGCCCGUGAUCCAUGCGAUCCACCUGGCACCCCAGAAGCUAUUCAUGUUAGCAAAGAUUCAAUAAUAAUACAAUGGACAAAACCAGAAUAUGAUGGAGGAAGUGUAAUAACUGGUUAUACUGUUGAGAAGCGUGAUCUGCCAGAAGGACGCUGGGCAAAAGCUAGUUUUACAAAUGUCAUUGAAACCCAAUUUACUAUUACUGGGCUUACAGAGGGAGCUAAAUAUGACUUUAGAAUAAUUGCAAAAAAUGCUGUUGGCACUAUUAGCAAACCAUCUUUGAACAGUGGACCUAUUACUGCACUGGAUGAAGUCCAGCCACCAAAGUUUUCAAUUGAUCCUGAAUAUACUCAGACCAUUACUGUGAAUGCUGGGGAUACAUUUAAACUUGAUGCAGAUGUCCAUGGCAAACCAGUACCUACAAUGCAGUGGUUCCUAGGUGAGAAGAAACUUGAAAACACAAUGAAAUGUGAGAUUAAAAACUCUGACACCAGGGCUAUGAUUGUCUUAAAGGAUGCACUCAGACAUGAUAGUGGACACUAUAGUCUUCAUCUCACCAAUGUCGCUGGCUCACAAACUGUUUCAUUCCAAGUGAAAGUACUGGACAAACCCAGUCCACCCGAAGGACCUCUUCGCAUCACAGGGGUAUCAAGCAAUAAAUGUACACUGUCAUGGCGCCCCCCACAAGAUGAUGGGGGAAGCCUUAUCACCCAUUAUAUUAUUGAAAGACGUGAAACAAGCCGUCUUGCUUGGGCCAUUAUCUCUACUGUUUGUAAAGCCACAAUAUUCAAAGUCACAAACCUUCUUGAAGGCAAUGAAUACAUCUUUCGUGUCAUGGCUGUCAACAAUUACGGUGUUAGUGAGCCAAUUAAUUCUCCAUCUGUAAUACUGAAGAAUCCAUUUAUAACCCCAGGAUCACCUCAAAUUCUGGAGGUGACUAACAUUGCCAGAGAUUCUAUGACUGUGUGCUGGAGUGCACCAGAGAAUGAUGGAGGAAGUGAAAUUGUUGGAUAUAUCAUUGAAAAGAAAGAUCGUUCUGGAAUUAAGUGGACCCGAUGCAAUAGACAAAAAGUCACUGAUGUAUGUUUCAGAGUUCAAGGCCUCAUGGAGGAUCAUGAGUAUGAGUUCAGAGUGUCAGCUGAAAAUGCAGCUGGAAUUGGUGAACCUAGCUUACCUACAUCAUACUACAAAGCUUGUGAUCCUAAAUAUAAACCUGGCCCUCCCACAAAUGCACAUAUAAUUGACACCACAAAGAGCUCAAUUUCAGUGGCAUGGGGAAAGCCUCUUAAUGAUGGUGGAAGUGUCAUUCAAGGAUACAUAGUUGAGAUAUGCAAAAUGGAGGAGGAUGAAUGGACUAUGUGUACCCCACCAACUGGUCUGCGUGUUAAUAAAUUUGAAAUAAGCAAACUAACAGAGCAUCAGGAGUAUAAGAUUCAGGUAUGUGCUAUCAAUAAAUUAGGUGUGGGUGAGCCUGCAGUUAUUACUGAGCCUGUGAAAACAGAGGACAGACUUGAAGUUCCUGAAAUUCAUCUUGAUUCAGAGUUGAGGAAAGGUAUAGUUGUUCGAGCUGGGGGAUCAUUUAGAAUCAAUGUGCCUUUCAAGGGAAGACCAACACCAGAUAUUAAAUGGACUAAAGAUGAAGGGGAUUUGACAGAGAAAGCCAUAAUUGAGAAAGGUUUUAAUUUUACACAGCUUUCACUUGACUCAUGUGACAGAAAAGAUUCUGGAAAAUAUAUUGUGUCCCUAAAGAACAGCGGUGGAACAGCAUGUGAAUUUGUGUCAGUAAAAGUAUUAGAUACACCAGCAGCUCCACUUAACCUGGUGGUAAAAGAUAUUAAGAAAGAUUCCAUGACACUUGUUUGGGAUCCACCACUUAUUGAUGGAGGUGCAAAAAUCAAAAACUAUCUUGUAGAUAAGCGUGAAUCCACAAGAAAAGCAUAUGCUAAUGUCACAACAAAGUGUAGCAAGACAAGCUUCAAGGUGGAAAAUCUUGCAGAGGGGGCACUAUACUACUUUAGAAUUAUGGCUGAAAAUGAAUAUGGAAUUGGUCUACCAGUUGAAACAAAGACUGCAUUAAAGGCUUCUGAAGUACCUCUGUCAGUAGGAAAGAUCAUGUUGACUGAUGUUACCAAAACAAGUGCAUCUCUUGCAUGGGAGAAACCAGAGCAUGAUGGUGGCAGCAGGAUUGCAGGCUACUUGAUUGAAAUGCAAUUAAAGGGAACAGAAAAAUGGAGUGUAGCAACAUCUGUCAAAACCUGUGAAGGUACUGUCACUGGGCUAACAGCUGGUCAUGAAUAUUUGUUCCGGGUUCUUGCUUAUAAUGAGACAGGAAAGGGUGAGCCUAAGCUUCUUGCUGCGCCUGUCAUAGCCAAUGACUUAACCAUUGAACCCAGCAUAAAAUCACAGUUUAAUACAUACAAUGUGAAAUCUGGUAAGGAUCUUAAAUUGGAAAUACCUGUAUUUGGACGUCCCAAGCCAAAGGUUACUUGGAUGAAGGAUGGACAAGCUCUUAAAGUGACAUCGCGAAUCAGCACUUCAAACACACCAACAUCAGCCAUUCUACAGAUUACUGAAGCCAGUAAAGAUGACUUUGGAAAGUAUACAAUAAGUGCAACAAAUAGCACUGGCACUAUUACAGAAGAUAUUGGAAUAAUUGUCCUUGAUAAGCCUGGUCCACCAAAUGGUCCAAUUAAAGUGAAUGAAGUGAGCAAUAGCUUUGUUACAAUCUCAUGGGAACCCCCAUCUUACACAGGAGGCUGUCAGGUGAAGCACUAUAUUGUUGAAAAGCGAGAGACAACUACUACAGCAUGGGAAGUUGUAGCUGGAUCAGUUGCCAGGACAUCUCUAAAAAUAGCAAAGCUGAAAACCGGUUCUGAGUACCAGUUUAGAGUCAUUGCUGAAAACAGAUAUGGCAAGAGUUCCUCUUUGGAGUCAAAGGCAGUUGUGGUUCAGUAUCCAUACAAACCUCCUGGGCCACCUGGAACUCCAUAUGUGAAAUCUGCCACCAAGGAUCAAAUGAUAAUUGAGUGGAAUGAGCCUGUCAAUGAUGGUGGAAGCUCAGUAAUUGGCUACCACCUGGAAAGCAAAGAACGGACUAGUAUCUUGUGGACAAAGCUGAACAAAUCUCUCAUUUCUGACACCAUGUUUAAGAUAUGUAAUCUUGAGGAAGGAAUUGGUUAUGAAUUCAGAGUAUAUGCUGAGAAUAUUGUUGGUAUUGGCAGAGCAAGCAAGGUUUCAGACAGCUUUGUUGCUCGUGAUCCAUGUGAUCCUCCUGGUACUCCAGAAGCUAUUUCUAUUUCAAAGAACCAUGUGGUAAUACAAUGGACAAAACCUCAAUAUGAUGGUGGCAGCAAAGUGACAGGAUACAUUGUUGAAAAGAAGGACUUACCUGAAGGCCACUGGAUGAGGGUCAACUUUACCAAUGUGAUUGAGACGGAAUUCACAAUCACUGGCUUAACAGCAGACCAACGGUAUGAAUUCAGAGUCAUAGCAAGAAAUGCUGCUGGCAUUUUCAGCGAGCCAUCUGACAGCACUGGCCCAAUAACCACAACAGAUGAAAUUGAACCUCCAAGUGUUUCAAUGGAUCCUAAGUACCAGGAUGUCAUUGUUGUCAUUGCUGGAGAGAAUUUAGUGCUCAAUGCUGAUAUUCAUGGAAAACCUGUUCCUGAUGUUCAAUGGCUAAAAGAAGGAAAGGAAAUGGGUAAGACACUACGCAUUGAAACAAAAACAACACAGAAAUGUGCCACUAUUACUGUCAAAGACUGCACACGAUUGGACUCUGGCCAUUAUGACCUAGUAUUAAGAAAUAGUGGUGGCACAAAAACAAUUCCCAUUACUGUGCGGGUUCUUGAUAGGCCCGGCCCUCCAACUGGACCACUAAAUGUAACUGGUAUAAUGUCUGAUACAUGUGAUCUGAUUUGGGCUGAGCCUUCUCAGGAUGGUGGAGCUAAUAUUUCUCACUACAUUCUUGAGAAGAGAGAAACCAGCAGGUUAUCAUGGACUUUGGUUGAUUCAAAUAUUCACACUACCUGCUACAAGGUGACAAAGCUCCUGGCAGGUGAUGAAUAUAUUUUUAGAGUUAAGGCUGUCAAUAAAUAUGGAAAUAGUGACCCCCUGGAGUCUGCAGCAAUUAUUGCCUGCAAUCCAUACAAGCCACCAAAUGCACCAUCAACACCAGAAGCAAGUGAAAUAACAAAAGAUUCUAUGCUUCUAUCAUGGAAAGCCCCAGACACUGAUGGUGGAACUGAAAUUAUUGGUUAUCACCUUGAGAAACGUGACAAAGAUGGUGUAAGAUGGACGAAGUGCAACAGACAGAAGCUUUCAGACUUGUACUUUAAAGUAACUGGUCUUUCAGAGGGGCAUUUCUAUGAAUUCCGUGUGGCUGCAGAGAAUGCUGCUGGUGUGGGAGAGCCAAGUGACCUAUCUCUGUUCUAUAGAGCAAUAAAUGCAACAACUCCUCCUGGUCCACCGCAUCAUCCUAAAGUAACAGAUCAUACAUCCUCAUCUGUGUCUCUUGCUUGGGGUAAGCCAGCUACAGAUGGUGGGGCAUAUAUCAAAGGUUAUAUUGUUGAGAUGAAAGAGGUCUCUGCAGAAGAAUGGACCAUGUGUACACCCCCAAGUGGUUUACUGGCAACAUGCAUAACAGUAGAAAACCUUAAAGAAAAUGCUGAGUAUAACUUCCGGGUGUGUGCCUUUAAUUCAGAAGGAGUUGGUGAACCCGCUGAUGUCCAUGGAUCUGUGAGUGCUACUGAAAGAACUGAGACACCAGAAAUUGAACUUGAUGCAAAUCUUAGAAAAGUUGUCUCUGUUCGUGCAGGAGGAACACUUCGUCUAUUUAUUAAAAUUAGAGGUAGACCUGAACCAUCUGUCAAAUGGGAGAGAGAAGAGGGGGCUUUAACUGAGAGAGCGAUGAUUGAAACUACUAGUUCAUACACAAUGCUUGUAAUUGACAAUGUCCAUAGAUUUGACAGUGGGAAAUAUGUUUUAUCUCUUAAUAAUAAAAGUGGAACAAAGUCAGCAUUUGUAAAUGUCAGGGUGCUUGACUCGCCAAGUGCGCCACAGAAUUUUGAUGUCAAAGAAGUUAAGAAAGAUUCAGUCACUCUCUACUGGGAACCUCCUCUUACUGAUGGUGGAGCCAAAAUAACCAAUUACAUUGUGGAAAAGCGAGAAUCUACAAGGAAAGCUUACACAACUGUCACAAGUAACUGCACGCAAAAUUUCUUCAAGAUAGAUGAUCUUCAAGAGGGAGGAAUAUUCUACUUCCGAGUGUGUGCGGUUAAUGGGUAUGGCUUUGGUCUGAUGACUGAAACAAAAAAUCCAGUCAAGAUUGCACAGGUCCCUAUGUCCCCAGGAAAGGUAACUCUUGUGGAUGUUACCAAGAACAGUGUGACUCUCACGUGGAUGAAACCUUCACAUGAUGGUGGUAGUAAAGUUAUUUGUUACAAUGUAGAGAUGCAGUCAAAGAGCACAGACAAAUGGGUUGCGUGCUGUACAGUAAAAGUUCCAGAGGCUACUGUGUCUAACCUUACACAUGGUGAAAUGUACUCGUUCAGGGUAAUUGCACUGAAUGAGAAAGGCAAGAGUGAACCCCAAGAACUUGGUGUGCCUGUUUGUGCUAAAGACAUAGAGAUAGAGCCUUCAAUUAAUCUGCUCUUUAACACUUACAGUGUUAAGGCUGGAGAUGACCUUAUUAUUGAAGUUCCUGUAAGAGGAAGACCUAAGCCAGUGGUUUCUUGGAAAAAGGAUGACCUACCUCUUAAGCAAACAACUUCUCUCUCAAUAACAAAUACCUUGGUAUCAAGCAAGAUCGUAAUCAAACAAGCUUCUAUUGAGCAUGUUGGGAAAUAUGAAAUCACCCUAGCUAAUACAGCUGCCACCAUUUCCAAAGAUGUUAAUGUUGUGGUUCUUGACAAGCCAGGCCCACCAGCUGCAGUAAAGAUCGAUGCUGUGACUGCUGACUCCAUUACACUAUCAUGGUCUCCCCCUGAAUAUGAUGGGGGAUGCUCCAUUAACAACUACAUAGUUGAGAAGAGGGAUACCAACACAACAGUCUGGCAGAUUGUUUCAUCAAACAUUGCCAGAAAUUCAGUCAAGGUAUCUCGACUGACUCAUGGUUCUGAAUACCAGUUCCGUAUAUAUGCAGUGAACCGCUAUGGAAAGAGUAAGUCAAUUGACUCUCCUGGAAUUACAGCAGAAUAUACAUUCAAGCAACCUGGGCCACCUGCUACUCCCCAUGUGGCUCAUGCUACCAAGUCUUUCAUGGUUGUGACAUGGAAUGAACCAGUUAAUGAUGGAGGUAGCACAGUUCUUGGUUAUCACUUGGAACGCAAAGAGCGAAGUAGUAUUCUGUGGACAAAGGUUAAUAGGAUUCUCAUCAAAGAUACUGAAUUUAAAGUGACUGGCCUUGAAGAGGGUAUGUUCUAUGAGUUCCGGGUAUAUGCUGAAAACAUUGCUGGCAUUGGAAAGGUCAGCAAAGUCAGUGAGUCUAUAGCUGCUAGAGAUCCAUGUGAUCCUCCUGGUCAACCAGUGGUUACCAGCAUUACUAGAUCUUCUGUCUCGCUCUCUUGGACAAAGCCUGAAUAUGAUGGAGGUGCCAAAGUUACAGGUUACACCAUUGAACGUAGAGAUUUUCCAGAUGGCCGCUGGAUGAGAUGCAACUUUACCAAUGUUCCUGAAACAUUCUUUGAUGUUACUGGUCUUACUCAAGAUCAGCAAUAUGAUUUCCGAGUGACUGCAAAGAAUUCAGCUGGACUGUUUAGUGAGCCAUCAGAUAACACAGGCCCUAUCACAGUUAAAGAUGAUGUAGAGCCACCACGAAUUAUGAUGGAUGUCAAAUUUAGAGAUGUUGUUGUUGUAAAAGCAGGAGAGGCCCUAAAGAUCAGUGCUGACAUUGCUGGACGCCCGCUACCAGUGGCAUCAUGGACAAAGGAUGGAAAAGAGAUUCAGCUUAAAACAAAAAUUCAAAUAUCUACAACAGAUACUAGCACUAUGGUAGUAGUAAAAGAUUGCAUAAGGAGUGACUCUGGAAAGUAUGCAUUAACAUUACAGAAUGUCGCUGGUACAGUAACAAUGCCCGUGCAAUGUGUGAUUCUUGACAAGCCUGGACCUGCAGCAGGACCUUUGUCAGUAACUGAGCUCACAGCACAGGACUGCACACUGUCAUGGGGACCACCACAAGAAACUGGUGGUGCAGAAAUUACACAUUAUGUUGUAGAGAAAAGAGAGACUAGUAGUUUGGCAUGGACAAUUGUACAAGGAGAGGUGAAAACUAAAACAUGCAAGGUCACAAAGCUCCUUAAAGGCAAUGAAUACAUAUUCAGAGUUUUGGCUGUAAAUAAAUUUGGACUUGGUGAACCUCUUGAAAGUGAACUUGUCAAAGUCACUGAUCUAUUCACCUUUGCAGCACCACCGACAAGUGUUGAAAUAACAAAUAUAUCCAGUGAGGAGAUGACUGUAACUUGGGCUAAGCCUGCUUCUGAUGGAGGCAGUGAAAUAAUAGGCUAUGUGAUUGAACGACAUGAGAAAUCAAGCCUGCGAUGGAUCAGAGUCAACAGGGAGCUUGUAAAAGAAGAAAGAGCUGUAGUAUCAAAACUAAGAAAAGGAUGUGAAUAUGAAUUUAGAGUAUUUGCAGAGAAUGCUGCAGGGUUAAGUCCUCCUAGUGAGGCAUCGGCUCCAGCUGUGGCAAAGGAUGCUUUACUUGUGCCAAACCCACCAUCCAAACCGAAGGUUCUUGAUUACACAAAGAGUUCAAUUACAAUUACCUGGAACAAGUCAUUGUCAGAUGGAGGAACACCAAUCCUUGGAUACAGAGUGGAAUACAAGAAACCAGAGGAUGAGGAAUGGUCUGUUUCCACUCAGAUGACAAAGAGCACAGAGUUCAGUGUAUCUGGUCUUACAGCUGAUCUAGAAUAUAUAUUUGCCAUUAAAGCUAUAAACAAAGUAGGCCUGAGUGAGCAAUCUCCAGUUUCUGAACCACAGGUAGCAACAGACAGAAAGGAGGAACCAGUAUUUGAUGUUGACAUUGAAAUGAGGAAAACACUGAUUGUUAAGCAUGGCAAUUCAUUCACAAUGACAGCACCAUUUAAAGGAGUACCAGUGCCUUCAGUCACCUGGAAUAAAGAAGAUGUUGACCUCAAAUCAAGAGGUACAAUUGAAACAACUGGAAAAUACACAUCACUAACUAUUGAAAAGGCAACGAGAAAUGACUCAGGACAAUACACUGUUACAUUGGACAAUGGUGUUGGAACUGCAACUUUGACAUUGGUUGUCAAAGUACUUGAUUCCCCAGGACCACCUGUUAAUGUGAAGAUUAAAGAUGUGACAAAAGGUUCUGCAACAGUUACCUGGGAGGUCCCAGAGAAUGAUGGGGGUGAUCCUGUAAAAGCCUAUCAUAUCGAAAAACGUGAAGCUAGCAAAAAGGCCUGGGUGUGUGUAACAAAUAACUGCCACAAUCUGGUCUAUAAGGUAGAGGGCUUGCAAGAGGGUGCAAUCUACUACUUCAGAGUCAUUGGAGAGAAUGAAUUUGGUAUGGGUGUACCAGCGGAAACAAAAGAUGCAACUAAAAUAACAGAAAUACCAAGCACACCUGCCAGACUUGGAGCAGCUGAAGUAACAAAAGACAGCGUUAAAUUAGUAUGGUCAAAACCAGAGUUUGAUGGUGGAAGCAGAAUUACAGGCUACCUCAUUGAUGCUCUUGAAAAGGGACAGCAAAAGUGGGUGAAGUGUGCUACUGUAAAAACCAAUACUCACAUAAUCAAAGGUUUGCGAGAAAAUGCAGAGUACUUCUUCAGAGUGCGUGCUGAAAAUCAUGCAGGACUCAGUGAUCCAAAGGAAAUGAUCAUUCCUGUGAUUGUAAAAGAUCAACUCAAUGCCCCUGAAUUUGAUAUGAAGAACUUCCCACACAACACUGUUUAUGUGAGGGCAGGAUCAAAUCUGAAGUUUGAGCUUCCUCUCACUGGCAAGCCCAUGCCAAAGGUGGCAAUGACAAGAAACAAUGUUCCAGUGAGGUGUGGAAAGAGAUUUAGCUUUGAUGUAACACCUGAGAGUCUUAAUAUCAGCCUCAAAGAAAGUAUUGCAAGUGAUGCUGGAAGAUAUGACAUUGUUGCCUCAAAUACCAGUGGAACAACCAAGAUGUUCAUUAAUAUGCUGGUGUUAGAUAGACCAGGUCCUCCAGUUGGUCCAGUUGAAAUCAGUGAUGUUGGAGAAACAUCACUGUGCCUAAAAUGGUUACCACCUGUAUACGAUGGAGGUAGCCCAGUGACCAACUAUGUUGUGCUCAGACGUGAAACAAGCACACCAGCUUGGGUAGAGGUCUCAUCAACACUUGCAAGGAAUGCAAUUAAAGUCACUAAAUUAACAAAGGGAGAAGGAUACCAAUUCAGAAUAAAAGCAGAGAAUCGCCUUGGUAUUAGUGAUCACAUUGACUCUCAAUCUGUCACUGUGAAACUUCCCUACACAAUUCCUGGACCACCAUCAACACCAUGGGUGAGCUUUGUUUCAAGAGAAAGUCUUACAGUUUGCUGGAAUGAACCAGUAGUAGAUGGAGGAAAUACAGUAUUUGGAUACCAUGUCCAAAUGAAAGAAAGAAGCAGCAUUCUAUGGCAGAAAGUGAACAAGACAGCAACCCCUGCUAAUCAAAUUAGGGUGACAAACAUAUGCCCGGGUACGAUUUAUGAAUUCAAGGUUGCUGCAGAAAACGCGGCUGGUAUUGGUAAAUUCAGCAAGACAUCAGAAGAAGUACUUGCUAUUGAUGCUUGUGAACCUCCUGCAAAUGUGAGAAUCUCUGAGAUUACGAAGAACUCAGUUAGCCUUGUCUGGCAGAAGCCUCCCUUUGAUGGUGGAUGUAAGAUCACUGGCUACAUGGUUGAGAGAAGAGAUGCUCCAAAUGGCAGAUGGACAAAGGCUAACUUUACAAAUGUUAUUGAGACAAAAAUCACUUUGUCAGGCUUGACACAAGAUCAGUCAUAUGAAUUUAGGGUCUUUGCCAAAAAUGCAGCUGGGUCUGUGAGUAAUCCAUCUCUUAUUGCUGGACCAGCAACUUGUGUGGACAUUUCUGGUGCCCCAGUAAUCGAACUGCCACCCGAGUACCUAGAUGUUGUGCAAUAUAAAGCUGGAGCUUCUGUUAAGAUAACACUGGGAAUUAUAGCUAAGCCAUUGCCCAAAAUUGAAUGGUUUAAGGAUGGAAAGGAAUUAGUGUCAAGUUCGCAGCUAUCAAUUGAGAGCACUACUGAUUCAUCUGGCAUUCUUAUCAAGGAUACAACUCGUCUUAACAGUGGGACAUAUGAAAUAAAGACCAAGAAUGUGUUUGGCACAGCUUCUGCCUCCAUUAGAUUGUCGAUUCUAGACAAACCAGGCCCUCCAGCAGGAAGUAUUCAAUUCAAAUCAGUGACUGCUGACAAAAUAGUAAUAGCUUGGGAGUCAGUAUCAGAUGACGGAGGUUCCAGAGUCACCCAUUAUAUUGUGGAAAAACGAGAGACGGGUAGAGGUGUAUGGGCUACUGUUUCUGACUGUAUAGAGGAACGCACAGUUUCUGUCCAGAAGUUGGUCAGAGGAGGUGAAUAUGUCUUCCGUGUCAGAGGUGUCAACAAAUAUGGAGCUGGAGAUCCUCUUGAAUCUGAACCAAUAAUUGCCAAGAAUGCAUUUGUCACUCCUGGACAACCUACAACACCAGAGGCAACAGAAAUCACUAGAACAUCCAUGAAAAUUAUAUGGAAUAAACCAGGAGUGGAUGGUGGUAGCAUGGUUACAGGCUUCUAUUUACAGAGACGUGACAAGAAGAAUCUGCGCUGGAUUAAAAUCUGCAAAGACCCAAUUUGUGAAACCACAGCAAAAGUCUAUCACCUAACUGAAGGAAAUGAAUAUCAGUAUCGUGUGUGUGCAAUCAACAAAGCCGGAGAAGGUCCAUUCUCAGAUGCUUCUGACUUUUAUAAAGCAGCUGACCCUGUUGAUAUACCUUCUGAGCCUACUAAACUCAAAGUUGUUGAUUCGACUAAAACUUCAAUUACUCUUGGAUGGUCCAGCCCAGAGUAUGAUGGAGGCAGUGAAAUUACUAGCUACAUUGUGGAAAAAAGGGUUGGUGAGGAAGGAGAAUGGGUAGUCAUAAGUAAAAAAGGUGAAGUCAGAACAGUUGAGUAUGUUGCUUCAGAUCUUGUGCCAGAAGUUGACUACUACUUCCGUGUAUCUGCUAUGAAUUGUGCUGGUCGUGGAGACCCAAUAGAGAUGGAGGAACCAGUCCAGGCUAAAGAUAUUCUUGAGGAAGCUGAUAUUGACAAAGAUGUUGCAAUGAGAACUCAUUACAUUGUCAAAGCUGGAAAAGAUGUUGAGAUCAUGGUUCCGCUAAAAGGCAGACCUGCUCCAAUUGUUUCCUGGAAGAAAGAAGACCAGAACAUUGAUAAUGACCCUAAAUAUGAUAUACAUAACACAGAUACUUCAUCGUGCCUUGUACUGUCACAUGUAACCCGUAAUGAUAGUGGCAAAUACACUAUUGAGAUAACAAAUGGAGUAGGACAACCAAAAUCGUUGACAUUAUCUGUGAAAGUACAGGACAGUCCUUCUGCCUGUAGAAAUUUGGUUCUAAAAGAGGUCACUCGUGGCAAAGUGAUCUUAUGCUGGGACUCUCCACUCCUUGAUGGUGGUUCAGAAAUUACUAACUAUGUAGUUGAGAAAAGAGACUCUUCAAAGCGCACAUAUGCUGCUGUAACCAACAAAUGCAUGGAAACAACAUAUGAAAUUGACGAACUCUCUGAGAAGAUAUCAUACUUUUUCCGUGUGUCAGCAGAAAAUGAGAAUGGAGUUGGUGAGCCAUGUGAGACAGCAGAGCCAGUUAAAGCUACUGAGAAACCUGGACCUGUCAAAGAUCUUGCUAUGAAAGACUCUACAAAAACGUCUGUGACACUACAGUGGAAUAAACCAGAUUAUGAUGGUGGUAGCAUUAUUACUGAUUACAUAAUUGAGAAAAAACUUCAAGGACAAGAAGAAUGGGCUCCUGCUGGAACAAACAAGCAUUGUGAACAUGAGGUCACAAAACUUAAGGAACUCACAGACAUAUUUUUUAGAGUCUGCUCAAAGAAUGAGAAGGGCAACAGUGACUUUACUGAGAUCGGGCCAAUUAAAGUAAAGGACUAUAUCAUUCCACCAGAGGCAAGCCUAGAGGAGUAUUCCGAUGGACAGGUCAGCGUUCGCAUGGGUCACAAUGUACAUAUUGAGCUUCCAUACAAAGGAAAACCAAGACCAUCAGUUACUUGGCUAAAGGACAAUUUGCCACUGAAAGAGAGUGAAAAGGUUCGCUUCAAGAAGACAGAGAACAAGGCAACCCUUAUGAUAAAGAAUGUGGAAAAAGAGAAUGGUGGUAAAUAUACCCUUACACUUGACAACGCCAUCAACAGGAAGUCAUUCCAUAUACAGGUCAUUACUCUUGGGGCACCAUCCAGACCCAUUGGUCCAGUUCGUUUGGAUGAAGUUAGAGCAGAAAGUAUAAGGAUAUCCUGGGACAAACCCAAUGAUGAUGGUGGUGGAGAAAUCACCUGCUAUAGUGUUGAGAAACGUGACACCUCUCAGGCUGAUUGGAAGAUGGCUUGUUCAAGUGUUAUAGGAACUACAUUCUGUGUAGCAAAUUUAAUCAAAGGAACUCAGUAUCAAUUCAGAGUAUGUGCAGAAAACAGGUAUGGUGUGAGUGAGCCUCUGAUUUCACAAAAUGUCAUCGCCAAGCACGAGUUUAGACCUCCAGGAGCACCUGGCAUGCCAUUUGUCUAUAAUGUCACUAAUGAUGGCAUGACUAUUCAGUGGGAAGCACCUAUAUUUGAUGGUGGCUGCCCGGUACUUGGUUACCACAUUGAAAAGAAAGAAACAAACAGCAUCAUGUGGCAAAAGGUCAACCUUGUCUUGGUGACUGCAAAGGAAUAUAGAAUUACUGGCCUUAUUGAAGGUCUGCAAUACCAGUUCAGGGUUUAUGCUCAAAAUGAUGCUGGAUACAGUCGUAUGAGUGAUGAGAGCAAACCAACUACGGCUGUUUCUCCUGUUGAUCCUCCUGGAACCCCUGACUAUGUUGAUGUAACAAGUGAAUCUGUGAAACUGAAAUGGGAUGCACCUAAAAGAGAUGGUGGAAGCAAAAUUGUCUCCUACAAUAUUGAGAAACGCCAGGGCCAGGGUCGCUGGUUGAAGACAAACUUUACAGAUGUAACUGAAACAGAGUUUAUAGUGACUGGUCUAACUUGUGGUGAACGAUAUGAAUUUAGAAUUGUAGCAAGGAAUGCCAUUGGCACCAUGAGCCCACCUUCUCAGUCUUCUGGCUAUGUUCUCAUCAGAGAUGAAAGCUCCGCACCAAACAUUGAAUUUGGACAGGAGUACUUUGAAGGGGUUUCCAUCAAAGCCGGAGAAAACAUCAAGCUUAAAGCCACAAUUACAGGAAGACCAACACCCAAGAUCAAAUGGUUCAGGGAUGACGUUGAACUAACUAAGAAGAUGGUAGAUAUCACAACAACUGCAGGCAUAAGCACCCUCUUUAUUAGAGAUGCUGAUCGCUCUCACCGUGGGGUCUAUGCAAUAGAAGCCAAGAACCACUCUGGAACCAAGAAAGAGCAAAUUAAAGUUGAAGUCUUUGAUACACCUGGAGAACCUGUUGGACCCAUUGUCUUCACAAAUAUCUCAGAGGGCAAAGUCACAUUUUCAUGGAAUCCACCAGAAAAUGAUGGCUGCUCUGAAGUCACUCAUUAUAUUAUUGAGAGGCGAGAGACUUCCAAAAUUUCCUGGACAUUAGUUACAGAUCACUGUGAGGAGUGUACCUACAAUGCUACCAAACUAAUCAAGACCAAUGAAUACCAGUUCCGUGUGUCUGCUGUUAACAUGUUUGGGUCCAGUAGACCACUGGACUCCGCUCCUGUCAUUGCCCAAAUGCAAUAUACCGUUCCAGACUCUCCUGGUACUCCUGAUGCCACCAGUGUUGAUGGAGAGAGUAUUACAAUCAGCUGGACUGCACCAACAAAUGAUGGAGGAAAUGCAAUCAAGUAUUACAUUGUUGAAAGACGCGAGAAGAAAACUGGCCGUUGGGUGAAGAUCUUGACUAGGAAACCAAUUACUGAGGUUGCCCAUAGAGUAACUCAUCUCACUGAGAAUGUGGAAUAUGAAUUCCGUGUUUACGCUGUCAAUGAUGCUGGAGUUGGAGCACCAAGUAAUAUUUCGUUGCCAAUUAAAUGCGCAGAGCCAACCGAAGUACCAGAUGGUCCUUCAAUUGUAAAUGUUACUGAUACCACCAACACAACUGUUAGUCUGGAAUGGACCAGACCUGGUUAUGAUGGUGGCAUGGAAGUCCAGGGAUACAUCAUUGAGGUUUGCAAGGAAACUGAAAAAGAAUGGCAUAGAAUAAAUGAAGAUCUUUGUACUUUCACAAAGUACACUGCCACUGGUUUGGAAACAGGUGCAAAGUACAAGUUCCGCAUUAUUGCAAUUAAUGCAGUUGGAAAGGGUGAACCUAAAGAGAUCCUUGAACCAGUACAAGCAGUAGAUAGACUGUAUGCACCAGAGAUUGAUAUUGAUGCAAGCUUCCAACAGACACACAUUGUGAAACAGGGUGGAAGUGUAUGUCUCCGUGUAGCUUUUAAAGGAAAGCCAGCACCUACAGCCUCAUGGAUAAAAGUGGAAGGAGAAUUUGGGGUAAAUGCUGAUGUAACUACCACAGAGACCUUCACUCAUUUAACACUGGGAAAGUGUACACGAAAUGACAAUGGAAAAUACACUCUCACUCUUGAGAACAGCAGUGGUAGCAAAUCCAUCACUUUUACCGUUAAAGUGCUGGACACACCUGGAGCACCAGGUCCUCUCAUGUUCAAGGAUGUUACAAGAGGUGCCCUUACACUUAUGUGGGAGCCCCCAGUCAAUGAUGGUGGUGCACGUAUUCAUCACUAUGUUGUGGAGAAACGUGAGGCUAGCCGGCGUACAUGGACAGAAGCAGCACCAAAGUGCACACAAACAAAUUUAAGAAUUUCUGAGCUCCUAGAAGGAGUGCCCUACUUCUUUAAGGUAAUGGCAGAAAAUCAGUAUGGCAUUGGUGAGGCUUAUGAAAUGCCUGAUCCAAUUAUUGCCACUGCUGAACCAGCUACACCCAAGAGACUGGACAUUAUUGAUACCACUGAUACAACAGUUACUCUUGCCUGGAUGAAGCCUGAACAUGAUGGUGGCAGCCGUAUCACAGCUUAUUGUGUGGAGGUUAAAACAAAGGGAACAGAUAAAUGGGUUGUUGGAGGGUCAACCAAAAACCUAAGUCUUGUUAUUGAGAGCUUAACUACAGGUACAGAGUAUGAAUUCAGAGUCAAAGCAAAGAAUGAUGCAGGUUACAGUGUUCCAAAAGAGGCUCUCACUUCUGUUGUUGUUAAAGAGCCCCGUAUUGAGCCAACUGCUGAUCUCAGUGGCAUUAGCAACCAGCUUAUCACCUGCAAGUCUGGCAGUUCAUUUGAAAUUGAUGUUCCAUUUAGUGGCAGACCAGCACCAAAUGUUAUCUGGAAGCUUGAGGAAAUGAGACUAAAGGAAACAGAUAGAGUCUCAAUCAAGACAAGCAAAAAUAGGACCAUUUUGACAGUUAGAGAAAGUAUGCGUGGUGAUGGAGGAAGGUACUUCCUUACCCUUGAGAAUGUGGCUGGAACUAAGACUUUCACUGUCAUUGUCAAUGUUAUUGGCAGACCCAGUCCUCCAGAGGGGUCUAUUGAGAUUUCUGCAAUUACUGCUGAGUCUUGUGAAUUGACAUGGAAUGGUCCUGAGGAUGAUGGUGGAGCUGAAAUAACAAACUACAUUGUUGAGAAGCGUGAGUCUGGCUCAACAGCCUGGCAGCUUAUCAACUCUAGUGUGAAACGAAGAUCAUUCCAUGUUUCACAUCUAACAAAGUACAUGCAGUACACAUUCCGUGUCUCUGCAGAAAACAGAUUUGGUGUGAGCAAACCAACUGAGUCUGAAACCAUUGUUGCAGAGCAUCCAUUUGUUCCAUCAGGACCUCCAACUAGACCAGAAGUGUUUACUGUUACUGCUAACAGCAUGAGCAUUCGUUGGGAGGAGCCAUACCAUGAUGGUGGUAGUAAGGUCACUGGGUACUGGAUUGAGAAAAAGGAACGUAACACUAUUCUCUGGGUCAGAGAAAACACCAUUCCCUGUUUUGAGUGUUACUACAAGGUCGAUGGCCUUAUUGAAGGUCUUGAGUACCAAUUCAGAGUGUAUGCUAUGAAUAGUGCUGGGCUCAGCAAAGCAAGUGAAGCCUCAAAGAGAGCUGUAGCUCAAAAUCCAGUCGAUCCCCCAGGCAAGCCAGAAGUAACUGAUGUGUCGAGAUCAUCAGUGUCUAUUAAAUGGUCUGUGCCUCUGAAUGAUGGUGGAAGCCCAAUUGUUGGUUACAUUGUUGAGCGUAAGCCAUAUACUGUCUCUGGAGAGGGUAGAUGGCUGAAGUGUAAUUACACUAAUGUUACUGACACAAACUUCACCAUUACUGCACUGGGAGAAGGAGAAGUAUAUGAGUUCCGUGUGAUUGCAAAGAAUGCUAACGGCGUGCUCAGUAUGUCAUCAGUUUCAACCGGAGCAGUGACCUGCAAGGCUGAAUACACACCUCCAAAAGCAGAAUUGGAUAGCAAGCUUCUUGUGGACACCGUUACUGUCAGAGCAGGGUCAGACCUUGUUCUUGAUGCUGCUGUUGGUGGAAAACCUGAACCAAAAGUGUGCUGGGCCAAGGGACAGAAGGAGCUAGACUUUUGUGAGAAAUAUACUUUACAGUAUACUAGCUCCCGUGCUCUGGCGAUUAUCAAGUUUUGUGACAGAGAUGAUACUGGAAAGUAUGUUCUGACAGUGAAGAAUGCCAGUGGAACCAAAACAGCUGAAGUCAAUGUGAAGGUGCUUGACACACCGGGCCCAUGCCAGGAGAUAAAAGUAAGCAAUGUAACUGAAGAGAAAUGCACAUUGUCAUGGAAAGAGCCACUAGAGGAUGGCGGUGACCCCAUUACACAUUUUAUUGUGGAGAGGAGGGACACUAACAGACUGAACUGGGUCAUCUUUGAUGCUGAAUGCAAGACCCUUGUAUGUAACAUAACUAGACUUUUCAAGAAUAAUCAAUACAUUUUCCGUGUCAGAGGUGUAAACAAAUAUGGAGCUGGUGUGCCACUGGUAUCAUCACCCAUCUUUGCAAGAAACUCCUUUACUGUUCCAUCACCUCCGGGAGCAUCAGAAAUUAUUGCAGUUGGUAAAGACUUUGCAACAAUUGAGUGGCUAAAACCUGAAAAUAAUGGUGGUAGUGAAAUCAUAAACUACCUGAUUGAAAAGAAAGAGAGAAAAAGCAUUAGAUGGAUCAAGGUUAAUAAAGACACUAUAGUCAAGGACACAACCUUCAAAGUUACCGGUCUACAGGAGGGAAGCAUUUAUCAGUUCCGUGUUACUGCCAUUAAUGCUGCUGGAGAAAGCGAGCCUAGUGAAGUGUCCAUGUAUGCAGUGUGCCGAGUACCAUCAGACAAACCAGGUGCUCCGUCAAUUCCACGCGUAACAGAUACUCACAAGGACAGCAUUAGUCUGGCCUGGACAAGACCCAUAGAAGAUGGAGGUGCCGAUGUUAUUGGUUACAUUCUUGAAAUGCAGGAAUCAGGCACAGAUGAAUGGAUCAAGUCCCACGAAAAGACUCUUAGAGUCACAGAACAUACUGUGAUAGGUUUGAAAACUGGCAAAAAGUACUGCUUCCGAGUUGCUGCAGUCAAUGUGAAUGGAGCAGGUGACUAUAGUGACCCAUGUACUGAAGUAGAGCCAGUUGAAAGAAUUGAAUUACCUGAUCUCGAGCUUCCUGAUGACUUAAAGAAGACGAUAUGCCUCAGAGCUGGAAGCUCACUGCGUCUUCAUGUAACUGUUAUGGGAAGACCAGUUCCAGCUAUCACCUGGAGCAAGCCUGGUGUGGAUCUCCAAAACCGGGGAUUCAUUGAAGUGACAGAUGCUGCGACAACUCUUAUCAUUGACAAGGUGCACCGCUAUGAUGCCGGAAAAUACACCCUUGAAGCCUCUAAUUCAGCUGGCAAGAAGGAUGCUAGCAUUCUUGUCAAGAUCUAUGAUACUCCUGGUCCACCAGGCCCCAUCAAAAUAAAGGAGCUCACAACAGAGUCUGCUCACAUUACAUGGGAUGCCCCUGAGGUUGAUGGUGGAGCACCUGUUAACAAUUAUAUCCUUGAGAGAAGAGAGACAUCAAUGAGAGCCUACAAAACAGUUACUUCCAAAUGCAGCAAAACAUCAUAUAAAAUUACAGGACUGUUAGAGGGAAUACACUAUUACUUCAGAGUACUGCCUGAAAACAUCUAUGGCAUAGGUGAACCUGUUGAGACACAAGAUGCUGUUUUAGUGUGUGAAGUGCCACUGCCUCCAGCUAAACUUGACAUUAUAGAUAUCACAAAGUCAUCUAUUACUCUUGGGUGGGAGAAACCUAAACAUGAUGGAGGAAGCAGAAUCAUUGGCUACAUUGUUGAAGCUUGCAAGGCUGGUACAGAUAAAUGGAUGAAGGUUGCUUCUUUAAAAUUAACAGACUUUGAAUACACCAUUGAAAAACUGAAUGAAAAUGAGCAGUACCUAUUCAGGGUGCGUGCACUUAACAGCAGAGGUAGUAGUGAACCCAAAGAAAUUGUUACUCCUGUAACAGUACAAGAACAAAGAGUUAUGCCAAAGGUUGAUCUAUCAAGUAUUCCACAAAAGAUGAUCAGUGUUUUGGCAGGCAAACCCCUUGAACUUAAUUUGCCAAUCAUUGGAAGGCCACCUCCAGUUUCCUCCUGGUACUUUAAUGAUAAUAAGCUGAAGAUACAGGAACGUGUGAAGAUUCAGUCUACUAGGAAAUUCUCUAGGUUAACUGUUCUGAACACCACAAUUGAUGAUACUGGAGAAUACACCCUUGAACUAAAGAAUAUUGUUGGAAUUACUGAAGAGAAGUUUAAAGUAAUCAUUCUUGACAAACCUGAUCAGCCUAAUGGACCUAUUCGUUUUGAUGAGAUUGAUGCAACCUCUGUUACAAUAAGCUGGGACCCACCAGAAAGAGAUGGAGGUGCUCCUGUAUCUAAUUAUGUAGUUGAACAACGUGAUGCUCAUCGUCCAGGAUGGGUACCAGUUUCUGAAUCAGUCAGCAGGCCAACCUUUAAAUUUGACAGGCUAACAGAGGGAGAUGAGUAUGUCUUCCGUGUCUCAGCCGUCAAUCGCUACGGUGCUGGAGACGUCUUGCAGUCAGAAAUUGUGGAAUGCAGGAGUCUUAAAUCCAUUCCUGGACCACCUGGCCGCCCAAUAGUUUUUGAUGUGUCUCGGGAUGGGAUGACCAUUGCUUGGGAACCACCAGAUGAGGACGGUGGCUUGGAGAUAUCUGGCUACAUCAUUGAGCGUAAGGAGGUCAGAGCUGACAGAUGGGUUCGUGCUAAUAAAAACCCUGUGACAAUGACAAGAUACAGAUCCACUGGUCUUAUCGAGGGCCUGGAAUAUGAGCACAGAGUCACUGCCAUCAAUGCUAGAGGUGUUGGCAAACCCAGUCUUCUCUCGAAACCAGCUGUGGCAACUGAUCCAGUUGAUCCACCUGGCUCACCUCAGAACCCGAGAUUAACAGAGACUACUAAAACAUCUGUGUCUUUGGCCUGGAAUCCACCUGAUGAAGAGGGUGGCUCUAAAAUUACUGGUUACCUAAUAGAGAUGCAGAAGGUUGGUUCUGUAGCUUGGAUGAAGUGCAAUUCUACACCUACAAUGAUUUGUGAAUACACCUUGACAAAAAUGCCUCAAGGCGAGGAAUUCAGAUUCAGAGUCUUGGCUUGUAAUGCUGGUGGACCAGGCGAACCUGCUGAAGUGCCAAGAACAGUCACUGUGACAGAGAUGCUUGAACCUCCGAGCCAUGAUCUUGAGGCUAAGUACAAAGAUAUAUUUGUUGUCCGACAUGGAGCAGUCAUCAAACUUUCAGUUCCUAUAAAAGGCAAGCCAACACCUGUUUGCAAAUGGACAAAGGAUGGCUCAGAUGUCUCUAACCGAGCAAUGAUUGUCUCUGAUGAGGAUGUUUCUGAGCUUGUUAUCAAGGAUGCUGUACGGUCUGACUCUGGUGUUUACAGUCUUCAUCUUGAAAACAAAUGUGGCAAAAAGAUGGUGCAAAUCAAGGUCAAGGUAAUUGGUCGUCCAGCAGCUCCUGAGGGUCCUCUUGGAUUUGGGGAUAUCCAAGCACAUUCUGUAAGAGUGAGCUGGAAGCCACCAAAAGAUGACGGUGGCACAGAAAUCCUUGGAUACAUCGUUGAGCGGCGUGAGGUAACAAAGGCAGCCUGGUAUACUGUGGAUUCCAGAGUGGUUGACACAUCUUUGGUAGUUAAAGGACUACAGGAAAAUGUUGAAUACCACUUUAAGGUGACAGCAGAGAAUAAGUAUGGCAUCAGUGGCUCCCUUAAAUCUGAACAACCGGCUGUACCAAAGACUCCAAUUUGUGUGCCAGAGGCUUCAAGUACACCACCAGAGAUCAUGGAUGUUACUAAGUCCUCUGCUGAUCUCGCUUGGAUUAAACCUAAAGACGAUGGUGGAUCACAAAUCACUGGAUACUUUAUAGAGUAUAAAGAGGUGUCAUCUGACAAGUGGGUUCGCCACGAGACAAAGGUUAUUUCCACCAUGUACACUAUUAGUGGACUCACCGGUGAUGCAGAAUAUCAGUUCCGUGUGAUUGCUGUAAAUGAAAUUGGAGAGAGUGAACCUGGACCUGCAUCAGAUUCAGUCAUAUGCAAAGACCCAUUUGAUAAACCAAGUCAACCAGGGGAGAUAGACACUUCGUCUGUAACUAAAGAUUACAUAACUAUUCGCUGGGAAGCUCCUCAAUGUGAUGGUGGAAAGCCAGUUCUUGGCUACUGGGUUGAGUGCAGAAAAUCAGGGGAGAGCACUUGGAAGAAGUGUAACAGGGACUUAUUAAAAGAGAAACAAUUUACUCAGAGUGGUUUGCAAGAGGCCACUGAAUAUGAAUUUAGAGUAUUUGCUGAAAAUGAAACUGGACUCAGCAGGCCUCGUAGGACUGCAGCAGGGAUUAAAACCAAACUAGGCGCUGGAAGUAAACCAGCCCUCAGAAAAGAGAUGGAUGAAGUUACUGCCAAGCUUGGAGAGACUGCCACUCUAAAAUGUCAAAUUAUUGGAAGGCCUGUCCCAGAAAUUAAAUGGUACAAAGGUGGAAAAGAAAUCAAAGAGGGCCGUAAAUAUGCUGCAACAUCCGAUGGCCGUAACCAUACUUUAACCAUCUCAACAGACCAGCAAGAAGAUGAAGGCUUGUAUACAUGCAAGGCUGUGAAUGAAGCUGGAGAAUGUGAGACCAGUGGAACCUUGGUUCUAGAAGCAGCACCUCAAUUCCCUGUCCCAUUAAAAGACAAAAUCUUUGCAGGAUGUGGUACAACUGUACGUAUUCAUGCUGUGUAUAUAGGUCGUCCCGUACCAAAAAUUAUGUGGCUUCAUGGAGCCAAAACUGUGGAGCCCUCUGAAAAUGUCAUCAUUGAGACCACAGAGCAUUACACUCAUUUGAUUUUAAAGAAUGUCCAACGCAGGGUGAAUGGGGGAAAGUAUAGAAUCAGGAUCAACAACCACUUUGGCUCUGCGGAUACUGUAACACAACUUGAAAUCCUAGACAAACCUUACAUGCCAGAAGGACCUAUUGUUCUUGAAGCUUUAUUGAAGAAUUCUGUGAUAAUAAGUUGGAAGGCAUCAAAAGAUGAUGGUGGAUCAAUGAUAUCAAACUACAUUGUGGAGAAGCGUGAAGACAAAGAGGGUGCUGAGUGGCAACUUGUGUCAUCAUCUAUUUCAGGCACUUCAUGCCGCAUUUCCAAUCUUGUGGAAAAUGAAGGUUACUUCUUCCGCAUUUCAGCACAAAACCGUUAUGGCAUCAGUGAACCAUUGGAGACUCCAUCUGCCAUUCUUAUCAAGAGUCAGUUAGAUAAGCCAGGUGCACCAUUAAAACCAGUUAUAUCUGGAGUGACUAAGACCUCUUGUGUUGUUUCUUGGAAACCACCUCUUAGUGAUGGUGGCUCUAAGAUCAAAAGUUAUUGUCUUGAAAAGAAGGACAAAAAUGAAGGUGAAUGGGUUGCUGUAACCACUGAUGAGAUUCACCAAACAGUUUAUUCUGUAAAAGGGCUUAAAGAAGGUCUGGAGUAUAUUUUCCGCGUGAAAUGUGAAAAUCUUGGUGGAGAGAGUGAAUACAGUGAAGAGUCAGACCUUGUCAUUCCAAGAACUGAUGUUGACGUAUGUGCUCCUGCCUUUAAAGAAGACCUUAGAAAUAUGAGUGUAAAAUACAAUAGCAAUGCAAUAUUUGUUUGCAAGAUAUCAGGACAACCCAAACCUGUGAUCAAAUGGUUCAAGCGCGGUAAAGAAAUUGUGGCAGAUGGAAUAAAACUCAAGAUCCAGGAAUUUAAGGGAGGUUAUCAUCAACUUGUCAUUGCUAAUGCUGAUGAAGAUGAUUCAACAGUCUAUCAGAUCAGAGCAACAAACCAGGGAGGCUCAAUUUCUGCAACUGUUUCUCUUGAUGUUGAAAUACCAGCAAAGAUUCAUUUACCUAAGAACCUACAAGACAAGGAGGCCAUCUGUGCUCUACGUGGUGAAAUGGUGAACAUCAAGAUUCCAUUCAGUGGAAAACCAGAUCCAGUUAUCACAUGGCAGAAGGGACAAGAUCUUCUUGAUAACAAUGGGCACUAUCAAGUCAUCGUCACAAGAUCAUUCACAUCUCUUGUGUUCCCAAAUGGAGUGGAUCAGAAGGAUGCUGGUUUCUAUAUUGUCUGUGCAAAGAACAGAUUUGGGAUUGACCAACAAACAGUCGAACUUGAUGUUGCAGAUGUCCCUGAUCCACCUCGCAGCAUCAAAGCCAGUGAUGUGUCUAGGGAUUCUGUUACACUUAAUUGGGUGGCACCUGCCAGUGAUGGAGGAAGUAGAGUUAGAAACUAUAUUAUUGAGAAGUGUGCCACCACAGCAGAGAGAUGGAUCCGUGUUGCCCAGUCACGUGACACUCAUUACACUGUAACCAACCUGUUUGGAAAAACAAGCUACCAAUUCCGUAUAAUAGCAGAGAACAAAUUUGGCCAGAGUGCUCCAUCUGAACCAAGUGGACCAGUUGUUACAAAGGAAGAUAAAUCAAGAGUUCUUAACUAUGAUGAGGAGGUUGAUGACAGCAGACCUGUCUUUAAGGGUAAAGCUCCUCAUUCAGAGGUUAAGAAUGUACACAACAAAUAUAUGAUUGCUGAAGAGCUUGGCCGUGGACAGUUUGGCAUUGUUCAUCGUUGUGUUGAGAUUAGUUCUGAGAAGACAUUCUUUGCCAAAUUUGUUAAAGUAAAAGGUGCAGAUCAAGCAAUAAUAAAGAAAGAAAUUGCCACACUAAAUGUGGCACGUCAUAAGAACUUCCUGCAGCUGCAUGAAUCAUUCGACAGUCCUGAAGAACUAGUUAUGAUAUAUGAGUUUAUAUCUGGUGUUGACAUAUUCGAGCGUAUUGGCACAGCAAACUUUGAGCUCAAUGAACAUGUAAUUGUUAGUUACAUCAGACAAGUAUGUGAAGCACUUGAGUUUCUACACAGCAAGAGUUAUGGCCAUUUUGAUAUAAGGCCUGAGAAUAUUGUAUACACUACAAGAAGGGGAACUACUAUCAAGAUCAUUGAAUUGGGACAAGUUAGACACCUCACACCUGGAGAACAAAUUAAGAUUCAGUACACAACAGCUGAAUAUUCGGCACCUGAAAUUCAUCAAAAUGAGCUGGUCAGCUCUGUAACAGAUAUGUGGUCUGUUGGUGUCCUUGUAUAUGUUCUCCUGAGUGGCCUCAAUCCUUUUAUUGCUGAAACAAAUCAACAAAUGAUUGACAACAUCUCCAAUGCUGAGUACAGUUUUGAUGAUGAAUCCUUUAAACAGGCAAGUGUUGAGGCAUUAGACUUUAUAGAUCGCCUUCUUACUAAAGACCGUAAACAUCGUAUGACAGCUGCUGAAGCUUUGAAUCAUCCUUGGCUGAUAAUGAACUCAGAGGAACUAAGCAUUAGGUCAAUCAAGGUCACAAGACACAAGAGAUACUACCAAGCUAUGGUGAGAAAAGAAUGGAAUACUGUUGUCUCAUCUGCUCGUAUUGCUAGUGGUGGUGCUAUCAGAAGUCAGAGAGGUGUAACGGUAGCCAAAGCAAAGAUUGCAGCAUUUGAACAUGGUCCAGGUGCCGGGCAAAUUAAACACAGUGUUGCUGAUGAAGGAGAUGAUGUAAAAUUUAUUUGCAACAUUGACAACUAUGAUAACAGUACUGAAGUUACAUGGUACUGUGGAGUUCGGCAACUAGAGGAAAGUGCCAAAUGUGAAAUUACCUAUGAAGAGGGUCUUGCUACAAUCACUAUCAAGAGUAUCAAUAGAUCUGAUGAUGGAACAUACCGAUGCAAAGUGGUCAAUGAAUAUGGUGAAGACAGUGCAUAUGCAGAGCUCUUUGUUAAAGGUGUCAGAGACUAUCGUAGCUUCUACACAGCACGUGUGGUGCGGAAAGUCAAACGCAGAAUUGACACAGCCCGUCUUCUCCAAAGACCUCCAGAGUUCACCCUUCCACUGUGUAAUCGCACUGCUUACUUUGGUGAAACUGUUCGAUUUGGUGUUACCAUUACAGUACACCCUGAGCCACGUGUUUUGUGGCUGAAAUCUGGGCAGAAGAUUUCCCCAGGAGAUGAUGACAAGAAGUAUACUUUUAUAAGUGACAAAGGUCUGUAUCAGUUAGUAAUUCACAACCUUGACUCUGAUGAUGAUACAGAAUACACUGUAGUGGCACGCAACAGGUAUGGUGAUGACAGCUGUAAGGCUCGUCUCACAGUGAUUCCUCGCCCUGCACCUGCUGACAGUACAAUAAGACCCAUGUUCAAGCGCCUACUGGCAAACAUGGAAUGCAAAGAGGGCCAGAGUGUACGCUUUGAGAUCAGAGUAUCAGGAUCACCAUCACUAAAAUGGGAGAAGGAUGGUACUCCUUUGGCAUUUGGUCCCCAGAUUGAAGUUGUUCAUGAGGGUUUGGACUACUUUGUCUUACACAUUAGAGACACUCUUCCAGAAGAUUCUGGUAUAUACAGAGUAACUGCCACUAAUUCUGCUGGUUCUGCUAGUUGCCAAGCCACACUUAGGGUUGAACGUGUGAUGCAUGUCAAGAAGGUCUUUGAGUAUGAGGGGGAUAAGAAAAAGAAGCAAGCUCUAGACCAACAACAGAUUGACAAGAAAGUCAGAUUAACUCAGAUACUGGCUGGUACAGAUGAAGUAGCACUUAUUCCUGUAGCAAAACAGGCAUUAAAAGAGGCUGCAGCUAUGUUCAAACCAGCUGUAACCACUAAAAAGGUAAAGACUGAAGCUGAGGAGGCAAAGGAAAAAGAAGAAAGAAGGAAAAGGGCAGAGGAAAAGAGAAUGAGAAUGCCAUAUGAUGUCCCUGCACCUCGUAUUUAUGGUCCUACUACUCUUCAGGAAGACAUGGAGAUCAAGCACUUUAAACCAUUAUCUGACAUGAAGUGGUACAAGAAAUUACGAGAUCAAUAUGAGUUCCCUGAGCCAAUGGAAAAAAUUCCUGAGAAAAGACUUAAGCGUAUUCGGCUGUCAAGGUGGGAACAAUUUUAUGAAGUGCCAUUUCCAAGGGUUAAAGAUCGAUACCAGCCAAAAUUGCGCACACCAACUGUUUCACAAGAUGACUUGGAAACUGUUAGACCAGCAAGAUGGCGAACACCUUCUCCAGAAAUGCUAGCUUGCUGCAGAAUAAGAAGGUAUUCACUUGGUGAUGAGGAAUUGCUUCUUCCUGUUAAAGAAUACCUGUCAAUGAAGAGUACUGAGGAAGAAAGACUUAAACUUGAGGAGGAACUUAGAUUAGGCUACUCUGCUUCUCCACCAAGUCUAAGUCCUGUACGCUUUGAACUCUCUGCGUUGCGUCCUACAUCACCGAAGAGGACUGUAUAUGAUGUUGAAGCUGAAGAAGAAGGGGAAGUUCCUUCAUAUGACACUUAUCGCAUUCCCUCCAAGUAUGAAGCUGGCCCAAGCUACAUUGAUCUACGUCAGAGACAUGAUAAAGCAACAUAUAGACCUCCUAAACAGAAGCAAAGAAUGUAUGAAGAAAAGGAGGACCAAGAACUUCUUAGACCAGUCACUACCACAUCAAGGAUAACUUCUUACAAGAGUCAGCUGAAACAUAUGGAGUUUGAGGAAAAAACAAGAAUCACAAGAGCAGAGAAAACAAAAAUUUCAGUAUCUACAGUAAUUAAGGGAGACACAUUUGACAUAUCUGAUGUACCAAUGAGAUCAUUUUCACCUAGUUAUAGUAAGGUGAUAAAACCCAUGGCUGAGAUGUCUCCUACAGUGGAUGAGGACAAAAAAGCAAGCAUCGUACUUCCAAGCCCAGAGGGGAAACAUCCACACUCUAUAAGCCUAGUGUCAACUGAGAAAGCAGUGUCUACACAAGACCUGUCCAUAAAGGUUGACUACAUGCAACGUUAUGAAGCAAUGAAAAAAUCUUUGAAAACUGAGACAAAGUUUGAAACACUUUCUCAGCAGCCAUUUAGUCUUGACCAUACACCAAGAGUGACUGUAAGAAUGCGCUCCCACCGUGUAGCAGUUGGUCAAAAUACAAAAUUCACUUUGAACGUUCAAUCUAAACCAGAAGCACAGAUCCAGUGGUAUCACAAUGGCCAGCCUAUUCAAGAAGGCAAUAAGUAUCGGAUGUAUAACUUGAGUGGGGUUCUUUCUCUCCAGAUCAUUGACUGCCAAGAACAAGACAGUGGGACUUACCGUGUCACCUGCACAAAUGCAAAGGGAGAAGCCUCAGACUAUGCCACAUUAGAUGUUUCUGGAAAUGAAUUUGCUGCAUAUACAUCUCAGCGCAAAGAGGAAGAGCCUCCAACUCCUUUUAUACCUGAAAUGACAAGAACAGAUGUUUAUCAUGUGUCAUCAUCAAAGGCAACAUCUACCACCAAAGCACACAUUUCAGAAGAAGUAACUGAAAUUAAAACAUCAGAUAUCAAAACAGAUGCAACAGAAAUUGCUAUUCAUGAAGAGUAUGUAUCAUCUGAGGUAAAGCUUAAAACCACGGAAAUGGUAAAAGUAGAGGAAGCUCAAGUUGAGACAAGGAAACCAACCCGUUCUGUUACAAUUCUAACUAAGCCACAGUCACUCACUGUUUCUGAGGGAGAUUCAGCAAAUUUUACAUGCGAUGUGGAUGGUGAACCAGUACCCUCUAUAACUUGGUUAAGGAAGGGACAAGCUAUUGUAUCGUCCCACCGUCAUCAUGUAACAACAACAGAAUACAAGUCCACAUUUGAGAUAUCACAAGUUGAAAUUUCAGAUGAAGGAAACUACACGUUGGUUGUGGAGAACUCUGAGGGUAAACAAGAAGCAGAAUUUACACUGACUGUUCGCAAACCAACACCUGUGCAGAAAGUUCUUGCUUCUCCUCCAAGAGUGAAGUCUCCAGAGUCUCCUCGUCUGAAGUCACCUGCAGGCAUCAAAUCCCCACAAAGAAUCAAGUCACCUGAACCAAUUAGGUCACCACAAAGAGUCAAGUCACCACUCACACCAAAGUCACCAGUUCCAAAAGAGAAAACAACUAAGCCUAGCUUUUCAGCAGGACUGAAUGAUAUUAUUGCUUUGUCAGAUACAAUUAUCAAGCUGACAGUAAAAGUUGUGGCUGUGCCUAAACCAGUGAUUUCCUGGGUAAAAGAUGGGAAGAGUGUCACACAGGGUGGAAAAUAUGAAAUAUUUGAGGAAAACAGUUCUGCACAUCUUGAAAUCUAUGACGCUGAUACUUCUGAUAGUGGUGUUUAUGAAUGCACUGCAAAAAACAGCGAUGGAUCAGUUACAACAAGAUGCACUGUAACUGUUAAAGAAUCAGGAGAAUUAACAGCAUUUGGUGUACAAACAAAGGCAGAACUAAAAGAAGCUCUUGUAAGAAAGGAGAUAAUUCAUGAAGAAGUCCAGAACAUUUCAGAAAUUAAAGCUUCACAAACACAAAUAAAAAUGACUGAAGGCCAGUCUGUCACACUGAAAGCAAAUAUUCCUGGAGCUUCUGAUGUAAAAUGGAUUAUGAAUGGAAUAGAACUAAUCAAUUCAGAGCAAUAUAGAUAUGGUAUUUCUGGAAAUUACCACACUUUGACCAUUAAGAGUGUAAGUUCCCAUGAUAGAGGAAUUGUCACAUGUGAGGCAAAAACUGAACAAGGAGUGGUCAAGUGCCAGUUUGACACAACAGUGAGUGAGAAAUUAUGCGGUGCACCAAGCUUCCUAGUGCAACCGCGUUCCCAGAACAUAAAUGAAGGACAGGAUGUCAUAUUCUCUUGUGAAGUAAUGGGUGAGCCUGCCCCUGAAAUUGAAUGGCUAAAGGACAACAAAGUGUUAUCCAUUGCAUCAAAUAUGAAACUGAGUCGCUCUAAGAAUGUGUAUAAACUGGAGAUUCAGAAUACCAAUGUUGAGGACAGUGGCAAAUACACAGUGACGGCCAAGAAUCAAUUUGGACAGUGUUCUGCAACAGCAUCUCUCAAUGUUCUUGCUCUGGUUGAAGAACCUGUCAAAAUGAUUGCAAUGAAGGAAAGCUCAGAUGCUACAGGCAUACAAAGUAGCAGUUCUGCCUUGCUCAUGGCUUCAACAAUACAGGCAGCAACAAGCAGCAGCUCCAGCAUGGCUCAGCUUAAAUUUCAAAGCAUGUCAAAAACUAGCAUGACUUCAAUGACAUCUGAAUCAGUUGUAGCCAUGGGUUCAUGCAGCAUGAUGGAAAUGUCUACUCAUGCACAUGUUGCGGGGUCUUCCCUCAGAUCCAUUUCGUACAAGUACAAAGGUGUACCACCUAAAAUUGAAGCUGCCCCUGAGGAUAUUAGCAUAGAGUCCGGAAAGGUUCUAACUGUGGCCUGUGCUUUCUCUGGAGACCCAGUACCAGAUGUUCAGUGGUCCCGUUCAGGGAGAAUACUGUCCAGUGAAGAGAGUGAAAGGCUCCAGAUUAAGAACACUGAGGACACUACUACACUCACUAUUUGUGGCAUAAAAGAAAAUGAUGCUGGAGCAUACACCCUCAAACUUUCAAAUGAGCUUGGCUAUGAUACUGCUACCGUCAACAUCAAAAUUCGCUCUAUGUGAAAAAAUAUGUAUUAAUCCAGUCCAUACCCUUUUUCCUUUCUUCAAUAUAUUUUAUUUAUUGAAUGAGUAAGAAAAAUAAUGUUCUAGAUAAAGACCUGGAUCUCUGUUCUGUAAAUAUGAACUAUUUUUAUACCAAACGUGACAUUAAUUUAUGCCAAACUAGACUAAAGUCUAAAAUUGUUAUAAAAUGUGCCAUAUUGGGUAAUUACGACUUUUUGAACCAUUUUUCUGUGACAUGUACAUAAUGUAUAUAGCCGAAUUUAACGGUUAUGGAGAAUGUAUGAAUUGUUAUUUAUGACAAUAACUUAAACAAAUUGAAUGAAAUGUUUAACAGGAGAAAGUUUCUCAUGGAACGAAUACCCUGUGAAACCUGAAACAAAAUUAUGUGCCUCAACAAUACGUUGAAGUCUUAAGAUUGCCUCAACAGGUAGAGAGGCUCCCUGUUGAAGUUCUACUAAAUAAAGGGACAAAUGCACUGUACACCUGUGCAUAUAGUAUUGCAGUAUUCAAAUGAAUUUACAACUUGACCAUAAGACCUUGAAUGCUGUUUGUGUCUCACCCUCACAUAAGCAGCAUGACUAGGUCUUGUGUUCAGACUGACUAUAUCAUAUCACCAUUUUAAUGACAUGCUGAAAGUGCGAGCGGCCUGCACAAUGAGCUGAUGAUGAUAUGCGCUUAUGUUCUGUCAAAGGACUGUUUGAAUUUGAUCUAAUGAAAGCAACAUCACCUGGCCAUUAAUUUAUUUAUCAACUCAGAUACUCCUUUGCAGAAUGUAUGCCACCUCUUGGAGGAAUGCUAGGUUAUAUUGUGUGUUUUUGUGUUAGUGUGUGUUAGUGUUAGGAUCUCAUUUUGCCAGGGUAAUCAUCAAGCGGUAUACCACAGUAAAGACAUCUGCUGUGCAUAGAAAACUACAUUCAAAAAUAAAUGAAUGCAAUACCCUGCACUAGGAUGCAAUAGCAAUGCAUAUAUGUAGAUUUACCUAUAUAUUCUGCCUCCUUGAGUUUUAUGAAUUUUUGAUUUAAUAAAGCAUGAUUUCAGCACCAUAAA